Molecule: messenger RNA, 51564 nt
Organism: Pelobates cultripes (western spadefoot toad)
Lineage: Eukaryota; Metazoa; Chordata; Amphibia; Anura; Pelobatidae
Source: the annotation of a GenBank genome assembly
CCCCCUCCCCUUUGUUUGCAUUGUAAAGGUGGCUUAAAGAGCCCCUUGGGAGCUGCUGGUUGCAGCAUCAAGGAGAAGGCGGGGGCUUGGAAGUGAUUUUGCAUUGAGAAGGAUUCAUGGAUGCUCUCAGUUCAUUGCUCUGCCUGCUGGGGAUAUCUGCUGCCUGCAUGGACAGGGGAUUAUGGUGGCACUAGAUAGCUGCUGUGCAAGGGCUCUCAUUAGUUCUCCAUUUAAUAAGGAAAUCCAGUCCCUGACAGGCUCCCUUGUGGUGGUGGAGGAGGAGGAGCUGCUGCUGCCUGCAGCUCUUGGGAAGAGGACACCCUGCCAGGAGAAGACCUUGUGCCACCCUCCUUCUUCUUCUUCAUCCUGCUGCCUCCUCUGCACAUAGAGUUAUCAUGGCGGACAGGACACCUCCAGGGGGCCAGCUUCGAUUGGAGUGGGUGUAUGGGUACAGGGGCCACCAAUGCAGGAACAACCUGUACUACACAGCCGGCAAGGAAGUGGUCUACUUUGUGGCUGGGGUUGGGGUGGUCUACAACACUAGGGAGCACAGCCAGAGGUUCUUCAUGGGCCACAAUGAUGAUAUCAUCAGGUAAGACACAAUCACAAGAUGGGUGUGGAUCUUGGGUGAACCCCCAAAAUUCAUACACCCCCAACCUCAGCUUUACCUGCCUAGUCUGUGAUAGUCCAGGGGGUGGGCUAGGGGUCUGCUGAAGCUCUAACAUGAUGCUUGGGGCUUCCUUGCACCAACUUUUCUCACGCUGUAGAAUUAAAAUGUCUUUUAUGGAUGCAUUGAUUUGAUGGGUGUUCAUGGCUUAACAGGUUUUCCCUCUUGAAAUGGAACAUGGGAUCUAUUAUAUGUAAAUAGACACAUAUUAAUGUAAUAUUUAAACUAAGGGUGAGUAAAAGGUAAGAUCUCCAGCUGUUGUGGAACUGCCACUCUCACUAUGCUUUGCCAGCAUUAAGGAAUUACCUUUCAGUCACCCCCUGUUUAACAUGCCAUAUUAAAUGAUAAGAUUAAAACCCAAAAGCAGUAUUAAGUCAUUAACAUGUAAAUAUGAUUAAUGUAUUUACUGUAACAUUUGCCACUCCAGCUGUUACAGACUACAGUUCUAAAUGUAUGAUUUUUCUACAGCUCAGUAUAAUUAACCAUCAGUCUGAAUUGUUAACCACUACCUAUACUGUUAAUGUUUUAAAUAACAGGUGUAACAUUUUAAUAUUUGAGCCCAGAGAUUGUGUCUUGCUGAGUAGACAUAAAUAAUUAAUAUACUGAUUGGUUUUUUUAUUUUUAUUUAUUUUUUAUUUUUAUUUAUUUGUUUUUAUUUUGCUAAUAAUGAUCUUUUUUUAGCGCAUGAGUCCCCAGUUUGUGUGUUAUAGGAAAGAAUAAAUGUUCAUAGAAAUAUAUGAUUUUUUUUUUUAUAUAGCUGUUUUCUAUAAGGCUAUACGGAAAAGAGAGGAUCACAUUUUUGAAUCAGUGCCUAAUUUGGAAAGUUUGGUGAGAGGAAUACUGAGUGUCUACAACCUAUAUGAAAAAGCCUAUCUAAAUUUCAAUAUGAUUACCUUAUUCGAAGUGGGCCGUCUUUUGCCUUCAGAACAUCUUUAGUCUUUCUUUGAGUGCCUUUCUGUAUUUCUUUUAACUGUAUGUAGUGGGAUAUUGUACUAGUGACUAUGGAGACAUCUCAAGCUGCUAUCCUGUGAGACUGCUAAUUAUAUAAACUGAGCAAUUCUUCCUUAAAAAAAACAAAAAACGAUUGGUUUGCUGACUUCACAACGUAGGAAAGUAUACCGUUAUAUUGUUUUUAUUAGAUAUUUAUUAGACAGUUCAGUUUCUUUCAUGUACAAAUGAAUGGAAUUUUGCAGAUGUUUUAGUUAAAUAUGUACCUGUAUACGCUGUUAUGCUUGUUUUCAUAAGGUAAGAAAAUUCACCUUUAAGGUUGUACCAGUAUAAUGCAAUACAUAUUCAUCAGUUGGAAAGCUCCUAUUUAUAUAGAAAAUCCUACAGUUCUAAAGGAAUUCAUGAAGUUUAGAUCUUGUGAUGGGUCCAUCGAAACUUCUCUUUGUUCAUGAAAUCUCAGUUGAGAUUAUUUAGCAGUGUGUAUGGGACCAUUAUAAUCCUGGCCUGCAGUCGUUCUGGAUCGCAAUAAUCUUUGUCCAUUGACAGCAGAUAUUGGGAUUGCGUACUUUGGCUUCUCCAAGACUAAUCUUGUCUAGAUGUAAGCAAUAUGGUGAAAUAUGCCUAAAACCAGGAGAUGUUUCCAUUGACAAGUUUUGUGCUCCUUGCCCCAUGUUAAAGUCUCUUUUUGCAUUGGCCUUGGCUACAAUUGGUUUUAGUAUAGCAGAGCUACUACAAAUUUUUAUCUUUGUGAAGCUGUAUUUUUGGGGGCUUGGGUCAUUAAGGUGCUGACUAGUGAUGUCCCGAACUUUUCGCCGAACGGUUCGCCGAACGGUUCGCCGAACGGUUCGCGAACGGUUUGCCGCGGUUCGCUCUGAACGGUCCGCCUCCUGGACAGCUCACUAAGAAUGCAGCUUCACAAUGGAUGCUGUCCAGGAGGUGGGAGGGUCUGGGAGGGAGGGUCUGCUGCUGAUUGGCUGGAAUGUGUCUGCUGACUGUGAGGUACAGGGUCAAAGUUUACUCAAUGAUGAGUCCGUGGCGAACAGUUCGGGACAUCACUAGCGCUGACCCAUUUCUGUGAAUGUUUUUGAGUUGCAACAAAAGCAGAGAAUCUAAUAACUCUGAGAAUUGUCAAAAGCUUAAAGAAACCCAGUAGCUUUCCCUUCGGUUAGUCCCUGCUCAGGUCACAAAAAUGUUUUUGCUCACUUGUGCCAUUACAAAAAAACCCUAUACCAUUUGCAUAUCAGACUGAUCCCACCCAUAAAGGCAGUCUAGAACCGAAAUGCUAGCACGUUCUCUUUGCAUGAGAGAUACAGAAACCCUGAACGAUCGUUUCACUUUUCUUUAGGCUUCCUCAGCAAAGUCUAGUAAUCCUUUUAGGCACAGUGAGCAUAAGGUCCACGUCUGGAUAACCCUUUAAGCUUAGGAAGAGCCCAAACAAAUGCAUUGCAGCAAAAACAGAGAAUAUGAGAACUCUAAGAAUGGGCAAAAGCUUAGAGAGCCUCAAUAGCUUGUCCUUCGGCUACUCCCCGCUUGGGUCUCAAAAAUGUUCUUGCUCACUUUUGCCAUUACAAUGUUUUUGAGUUAGUAGUGUUGUGUCUCAUUACAGCUAUCCUUCACUCCAUAAAUCCUUGUAGGUGAACUUUGACUUGCUAACACUGUUCCUGUUUGCUCAUGCAGAUCAUGUGGGGAAUUGUCAUGAUGGGUAGUAGUCCCAACAUGCAAAUCUAGGAAAGCUAGAAAGAUAGAAGUCCUUAGAGUUGGCCAGGCUUAGCGGUAUACCUAAAAUGGCAAUGGUCAGAGAGUAAGCCAUGGUUAAGAAAUACUGCAGGAUAAUAAGCAAGCCAAGGGUUGAGGCGCACAGAGAUCAGGAUAGACAAUGAUCAAAAGUCUAAUUCCAGAAUAACCAAAGUCAGAAUGCACUCUUGGGCUGCUAGAGACAACAAGAGGGCACCGAUCUCUUAGUGGAACGAGUUUUAAUAUACCUAGCAUCUGACAUAAACAGAGUGACUCCAAAAUGGUAUUGAUUUGUGAAAUGAAGCGGAACUUAUGUAAUUUAGAGCUACAUAUUUAGUGUGGGCAUUUCUGUGUGUCACUAUCGAUAUAGGACUAUCACGAGGUUGACACCUCCCAGGAUAUUGAUGUGUUGAUGUUGAUGCAGGAUCAAAGCACAUUGUUACACUGGGCAUUAGUUUGACACUGAGAACAACCCAAAAAUGUGACAGCAAUGCUGUUCAUAUCCAAAAAAAUCCCUAUACAAUAGAGGUUUAUAUGACAUAUAAUUAAGUUACUGCAUAUACUUUUUUAAAAAUUUGUAAAAAAAUGUUUUUAUAUAUUUUUGUCGUAGCAUGUUUAGGAUAUUCACACAGGUAUAGGCAUUUUACUCUACAUUUUAAGUGCAUACAAAAAUAAAAGUAAAAGGUGUCACACAAAUAUAACGUGAAAAUAUCACAGAAUAGCACUUAAUUCCUAUCUGGAUAUCUGCACUUUAUAAUUUGGACUCUUCAGGAAUGUUGAGUUAAAUCGCUGGUACUAGUGUCCCAAGAGAGAAAUUGCGUGUCUUGUGGUAAAGAGCCCCGUGAUGUGGUGAGGUGGGAUUCUCCAUCGGCGGGCAAUAAACAGAAAUUAACGUAAAGGAGAGAAUUUAGGAAACAGUCAUUGGAAGAGGGGCUAUGUCUAGCACUAACAGAUUAAUAACAGUUGGAGCAGUAGGUGGGUGCACGCCACUGCCGUCAGCAGGUCUCAGGUGCCCUUAGAUGUCCGUGCCACCGCUGUACGCUGCUGCUUGGGGUAAAAUAGCUGGAUAUUAAACACAUCUCAUGAUGGAGAAUCGUUAGAGGUAGUUGCUUCAAGUCUCGGUACAUUGUCAGGGACGGGUAAGUCCAGUGCCUUGAGAAAUUGCUCUGCUUCAGAAAUCUGUGUGAGGUGAAUACGCUUCUCGUCGUGCUGCACUGAUAACUUUUGUCCCAGGCCCCAUCAGUAUCUGACCCCUCUGUCUCUCAGCAUCUUAGUGACCGGUUGCAAGGAGUGUCUCCAGAGCUUUGUGGACCUAGAAAGGUAGUUAAAGAAAGAGAGGUCUGAGCCUACAAAAUGAUAGGUAUGUGAGUAGAACUAAAUUUUUUUUUAAAAAUCUUAUUUUCUCCCAUUUUCUUCAUAUUAAAUUAUGUUUCAUAGCUAAAUAUUUGAUAUUAAAUGAAAGCCCUGUUUCCCCUGAAUAAAAUGAUAUAUAAUAAGGGUGGGUGCAUUUCCUAUGAAAGAGGUGAAUUACGGUUGGACAGACAUGUAGCGCAAAUGCCAGGUUUUGUUUACAUUUUGUUUCGUUCACAACAUGUACAUUUGGCUCCAUCCUUAAGGGGGUUAACUAGCUUAUGAACUCUCUGUUUAUUUACUUUUUCUGGCUAUUCUCCGCUAACCUGCACCUUUCACUUUCAGGCACAUCUUCUGCUAGUUAUGACACGCCACUCGCCCCCUCACUCUCCUUCUCUAACAUCAGUUAAGUGUUAAACUCGAUCAGAUUGAUCAGUAUUGCUUCAGACCUGAGGAAGAGAGUAAACUCUCGAAAGCUUCUCUUUGAAAUAUUAUGUUAGUCCAAUAAAAAAGGUACCAUUGCAUACUGCAAUACUCUUAUUUUUUUUUAUAUAUAUAUUAUAACACACCUCUGUUUUUAUCAUUUCAGGCGCUACCUUUAUCCCCCGUUUGUACUAAUAUAUGCCUGAGUGAGUGGUUGAGCUAUGUAGGGACUUAUUAAUUUGGGGAGAAGAUUACUGAAAAUCAAAUUUACUACUUUCUGGAGAUUAUUCACCAAACACACCAUUAGGUGACCAAAGCGGCCGCCUAGGGCCUGGGCUUCAACAUGGGCCUGGUUUUUGCCCCGUUUGGGCUGGGAGCUCUGGCUCUAAAUGGGCCCUUCUCAAGCAGGGAACACAUAGACAUGCUCUGCCCCCAAAACAGCUGUACUCCACACACACAACACUCAGCCACUACACACAAGUCUCAACACACAGAUCACUCACAGAAACAGAGUGCAGGGCCCCAAACUGGCACCCUGUCCAUGGUCUCGGAUAACCUUAAUGGAACGCUGUAAUAUCAGGAAUACAAAAAUAUAUUCCUGACACUACAGUCAUCAAGGGGCAGUUUAGAUUUACGUGACCACUCUCCUCCCCGAUCUUAGUAAAUGGGGAUUUACUCAUCUGUUCUCCCACACCACGUCUAUCUCACAGUGGCUGGAUUCACCUUCAUGGCUGAGAUCUUUCCAAUAGCAUUGGGAGGCUUUUGUGCAUGCGCGGCAAAAUGCUGUGCUGCGUCAAUCAGCAUCUCUUCGUAUAGAUGCAUUGAGUCAAUGCAUCCAUUUGGGGAACAUUCAGCAUCUCCACGCAGUGUUUACAUUUAAAAGCCUGCAGUGACAGGCUAUAGAUACCAGAACAUUAAAGGAUCACUAUAGGGUCAGGAAUAUAAACAUGUAUUCCUGACCCUAUAGUGAAAACCCACCAUUUAAGUGGCUUUCCCCCCCACCCCCCGCCCUUAACCCCCUUAGAAUGGCGCUGGCCCCGCCCCCUUGGUGACAUCAUCAAAAUUGCCAAAAAGCAUUGGAUUGGCUAAAAUCGACAAGGUGGGCGGUGCCAAACAUUAAGCUGUAGUUGUUCUGGUGACUAUAGUGUCCCUUUAAACUGUAGUUGUUCUGGUGACUAUAGUGUAUCUUUUAUCUUGCUAAAACCAGCCAAGCUGGUUGGAGUUGGAAUUUUUGAGUUUUUAAAGAUUUAACAUUUUUUGUAGAAAUGUUGCAAUUUGUACAAUUCAUUGUUCUAUGAAUAAAGUAUUGCUUAGAGUUUAAAGGGAUAUUGUACCAGAAUCCUUUCCGCUAUUUGGAGUUGUUAUGAUGCUGUGAUGCCAUCUCUAUAGUCAUUAAUUUUGAUUAUUUAGCAAACUGACAAAGCAAGGCUUUAAAAUUGCUCAUAGCUCAACCUACAAACCAGGGGUGUUGCUAGGUUCCAGAAAUACCUGGGGCUUGAGCCCAAGGGAAAUUUUGAUUACCCCCUACGUGACAUAUGUACCUUCCUCUCUACCCAUGAACAGCAUGCUGCUGGAACUCUCCGGGAUCUCAAUAAUCUACAUGGUACACACCCGUCACCCAUGUAUUCAAUGUAAUUCUGCAAUCCUACCUAACUAAUAGAGAGGAGUGCAGAAAGGUUAUCUUCACCAGCAUCCCUCUUAACAGUUCCCUGGGAGUCACGACCACCUCCCUCUUAAUAACCUUAAUAUACUAGUGAUCACUCUUUUUAUAUUGGUGGCUGCUUGGAGAAGCAACUGUCUGCUUAAAAUCUAAGAAUAAAAAAACAUCCUCCUGCGUCCUCCACCAACUGUAAAGAUGCAGGACUAAAGAGACUCGUAUCCAGGCCAUCAACCCUCAAGGCUGCUUGCCUCAGAAAUGCUACAAACCCUGUCAGUUAGGAAGCUGGCAUUACAAUAACUUGACUGACAUCAUGCAUAGUAUGCUAACGUGGAGCGACUUGCAGGAACUGUUCAAGUCAAAGAGUGACCUGUCUGUAAGAUGAUUGGUGCUGGGCAUUCAUGGGCCAUGAGCAGCUUCAAGGAAACUUGCUUGCAAGCUCUCGCUUGUGGUGAGCAGCGCAUACAAGUUCCUCCACAUUUCCAAUGACAUGUCAACUCAUUGUUGCAAGCUGGUAUGAGAGCCAGGAAGUGUACAUUUUUAGUUCUCUGAUUGACGGAACUAGUAGGCGGAGCAAAAAAUGUUUUUCUUCUUGAUGAAAAUUCUUUUUGACUGUGUCUGUCUCUUUAUGACUGUGUGGAGACUACUUUGUUUCAAGAAAAAGCCUAUCUUUGUCAAACUGUGGCAGGAGGAUUUUCAGCCUCCGCAUUCUUCCAUUUUCUAUCCUCCUUCUGUUUUAACAGCUGAUGAUAAUAGGUAUCAUCUUGUGCAAAGUGCAAUAGAAGCCUGUGGACCUUAUUGCGCAAAACCUAGAUUUUAUUAAGACACGGAGGCUCCUAUUAUGCUGCACUCUUUCUUUAUUUUCCCUCAGCAGCAAAGAAUUUUUUUUUUUAAACGUAAUCAAAGUUAACAAUAAACAGUCUGAGAGGAGUAUCCUAGCAACAGGAACAGCCAAUCGGAUUCCACUCUCCAGCAUAAUAGGCUCUGUGAACCAAUCCAAUUCCUCUUUCUUUGCUGCUCCCUCAGUUAAGUAACAUCAGAUCCCAUGGUUUCUUAACUGUGGGAUCGUCAUUUUACAUUUUAUAUUGCUGUUUAUAUUGCUAUUUAUUUAUUUAAUACUACUUCUUUAAAUUGUUUUAAUAUACUACUCCUUUAAAUUGCUUGCUUUAAUAUUAUGUGUUCUUGCUAUUGCUGGUUAAACUUUUGAGGGUUAUUGAACUUUGUUCCCCCCUUUCUUGCCUCUCAUUGCGGCUAGUUCCCUCAUAGCUUAACGGGACGUUUCUGCCUGUCAUUUGACUGGCUUCCUUAACCCUGAGCCGGUAAGUUUUCACCGUGCUCGGGGUUUUUUUCUAUUUCCCAACCCUGUCCGACCGUUGCUGAGGCGAGCGCGCGCGCUCCCCUCCCUGCACCCAUUCACCUCUUGUCCCGCUGUUUAGAUACCCGCAUUCGGGUAUUUGAUGCGAACGCACUCUAGGCAUUGCAUUCGCACCACGAAUCCCCAUUACCAGUUUUUUCUCGCGGUCUAAUUCCGCGAACGCAUUCCUCCAUUGAUACAGACGUUCGCCUAUGCGAACGCUUCUGUCCCUUCCCCGUUCGGGAUUUUCUCACUGCUCGCGGCGGCCAUUUAGUGCUUUCCCGUGCCCUGCCACUAGCACUGCCCCCCACAGACCGGAACUCUGAGUUGGGAGCUAGUGCUAGUGGCGGUUGGACGGCUUUCUAUCUCUACGGUACCUGUAUUAUUUCUAUGAGUGUGAACACUUUAUUAUAUUGUAUUGUUUUUUCCUUCAUACAUUCUGUCAAAUAUUGUAGAUUCCCUCCUACAGGGUUACUCAACCCUCCCCUAUAGGUUUUAUGCCAACAGGCUGGUUAUCAUAUUUCAGAUUCAUAUAUUUCUGGAUAUAAUCCUGUCAGUCACUGUCAUAAUUAUGCCUUCUGACAAGGAUGCGCCCUCUGGGUCUAUUAACCCUGACAAGGUUGGUUUUCAGGCACCUUCGGGUGUAUGUGAUGAUAUGGCGGUUCCACCCGCUGAGCUUGAUACCCCUGCUGUUAUGCAGACCUUGAUUGAUGACACCAUGUCACAGGCUAUGACUAAAGCCCUCAUGUCGGCCAUGGGACUAAUGUCUGAUUCCAUAUCCCAGACACUUACACAUGCCCUAAUCCAGGCGCAAAAAUCAGCGCAACCGACUUCGGCCCAGAUUGUGCCUGUCACAACUCCUUUACAACCUCAGACCGGCCGCAAGGCCUUGGCAAAAAUGAAACACUCCUCAAUGCCACAGAUGGACAGCCAUGCACCUGUCACAGAUGGCGCGUCUAUACAACCGCGCAAAAGAGCCACUAGCCGGGCAAAAUCGGCUAGAUUGUGGAAAAGGGCAAGGGCCCAAGUUGAUUCUGAGUCUGAUCUCAGCGACAUUGAGGAGGAGGCUUCUGUAGAUUCGGAAGAUCCAUCGGAUCCCGACUCAGAUUGCCCGGCCGGGGACUACGGCCAUUCUCAGGACUACAGUCCGCUCCAGUCGGACAUGCCUGUUGUAGACCACAAGGCACAAGGGGAUGUAGAUAUGAUUGUGGACCAACAUGGUGAACCCCUGUUUGAUCCCGACCUAUUACGCCACCCACGGUCGGCAGAAUGGUCCCCCCAAGAACAUGUGGCCAAAUAUAUAGCGUCUAGGGUACGCAAGCCUUUAGAAAAGGCGACACGGAAUAAACUACGGGCAGAAUGCCCGCGCCCCACAGUCCCAGAUGAUGCCUGCAGCACACCUGCAGUUGACCCAAAGAUUACCCAAUUCUUGGGAAAGACAGGCUGGAAGCCCAACAAAGGCUUGGAGUUUGCCCUACGCAAUUGCCAAGACAAGGUCUUGGACAUCCUGGGCCCAGCUACCAAAAUAUUCGAAGUGGUCCAAGAUGACCAGGAGUUGGAUCGGGCCGCCAUAAAUGGAUGGAUCCAACGGAUUAUUUGCCUGAUUGGCAAUGCCAACACGGCAAUAGCCACGGAACGCCGCAAGGCGAUACUAUUGAAAAUAGAACCGAAAUUGGUUAAUAUGGCAAUGAACGAACCGGGCGCCCAAGCUAAGGGUCUCCUAUUCGGAGACAAUUUUGUCAAGGAAUUGGGCUCCUUUGUCCAUACAUUUACUGCCCUAGAUAAGGCGCAAUCCAACAUGCGCAAGGUGUUUCACCCCAAGGUUUUUGGUGGGGCCGGAAGAGCAAGGAGCCGUCUGUCCGGCCGUGUUAACAUAGAAACAUAGAAACAUAGAAACAUAGACUCGUCAGAAGUUCUUUUAGACAGAACAGAGGCUCCUAUACGGGACGAGCCAGUUUCACGGAACACCGCAACGCUCCGGCGUUCUUCCCACAACGAGGGCGGCCAUGGGUUGCCCGUGGACCACGGAAUGCCCACUCCGGGCGACGACCUUACGGUAAGUCCUCUCAAUUUACAUUCUUCCCUAUGGGCAGUGGGGGGCAGACUCCGACAUUUUUCCCACAUGUGGGCUCGCAUAUCGUCAGAUUCUUGGGUGCUAAACACCAUAAAAGGAUAUACAAUAGAUUUCCUGUCCCUACCCGUGCAAUUCUCCCAACCACGAGAAAUGUCUUUUUCCCUAGCAGACAAGACCCUGGUCACCCAAGAAGUUUCAGACUUACACCACAAAAAGGCCAUUUCAGAAAUCCCAAUGGCCACGGCAGGUUAUGUCAGCAACCUGUUCCUGGUUGCCAAGAAAGGCGGAGGGGUCCGCCCAGUGAUCAAUCUGAAACAACUCAACACUUACGUCUCUUACAACCAUUUCAAAAUGGAAGGAAUACAUUGUCUAAGAGAUCUCCUCCAACCAGCGGAUUGGAUGGUGAAACUGGAUCUCAAAGACGCUUAUCUUACAGUGCCGAUCGCCCGUCACCAUCAGGAUUUCCUGCAAUUCAUCUGGCAGGGCAAGAAGUGGAGGUUCACCUGUCUCCCUUUUGGGCUGUCAUCGGCCCCGUGGUGCUUCACCAAACUCAUGAAGCCCGUGACGGCCUUUCUUCGGAGCCGAGGAGUGCGUCUUAUAAUCUAUCUGGACAACAUCCUCAUUAUGGGCCAAUCCGCCCAAAUUGCACGGACCCAUUUGAACUGGACUCAGACCCUAUUACAGAACUUAGGCUUCCUCAUCAAUUGGGACAAAUCCAUCUUGACUCCCACUCGCACAUAGAGUUCUUGGGUCUCAUCGUAGACUCCACGUCUCAGACCCUACAUCUACCGAUGUCGAAACUGAACAAUAUCAAAAAGGAAAUCAAACGCUCCCUGGCAGCUCCUCAGCUGUCCCUCAAACAGUUGGCAAGGGUGAUUGGCCUCCUGGCGGCCUCCAUACAAGCCAUCUUCCCGGGGCCGCUCCACUACCGGGCGUUACAACGCCUUCACGCUGCCAACCUGAGAGACGGAGUCGCCUACACGGAUCUGAUCACUCUGAACUCGGAAGCGAAGGACGAACUGACAUGGUGGCUCUACCAUAUGGAAGCCUGGAAUGGUCGGGCCAUUUUUGGCACCGCACCAGAUCUGGUAAUAGAAUCAGACGCGAGUUUACACGGCUGGGGUGCUCGCUGUGGAGACGUCUCUACAGGUGGCAGGUGGUCCAACAGCGAAGCUACACUCCACAUCAAUUGCCUGGAACUCCUGGCAGGAUCCUUUGCGAUCCGCAGCUUUUCACCGACCCUGGUACAAUGCUCUAUCCUUCUGAAGAUGGACAAUAUAUCGGCAGUCCGAUAUAUCAACCAUCUGGGGGGCACGAAGUCAAAGGUCCUGGCGAACAUGGCACGAGAUUUUUGGCAGUUUUGCCUGACUCAAGGCAUUUCUGUGACAGCGGAGUAUAUUCCCGGGCUCUGCAACACCACGGCAGAUUGGUAUUCACGACACCUCCGGGACGCCAGCGAUUGGCAAUUGGACCCCAGGGUAUUCCGAACUAUUCAAUCAAUAUGGGGCCCCAUGGACAAAGACCUGUUUGCCUCCCGCUUGAAUGUGCAACUUCCCCGAUUUUUUCAGCUGGAGGCCGGACCCAGCAGCGCUAGCGACAGAUGCGUUCACGCAGGAUUGGUCGUCCACAAGGAAUUAUGCCUUUCCACCGUUCGCACUGAUUCCUCGCUGCCUCCUACAGUUACGACGACAGUCGGGAACCCUGGUGCUUGUCGCACCGUUAUGGCCCUCCCAACCUUGGUUUCCUCCCCUCCUGGAGAUGACGGUGGACGUUCCUCAAAUUCUCCCACACUCCAUUUAUUUACUUCAGGACCCAGAUGGGGCCCCUCACCCCCUGGUGCAGCAGGAUCUGCUACGGCUAACAGCGUGGCUAAUUUCAGGGGACCUUGGGCAAUCGAGGGAGUUUCGGAAUCGACUGUCCGCCUUCUCGAGAACGCAUGGGCGCCUGGCACAAGACAGGCUUAUAAGUCUUCAUGGGGCAAAUGGCGUGAUUGGUGCCUGGAAUGAGACUUGGAUCCCAUAUCAGCUCCUGUGAGUGAUAUCCUCCACUUCCUCACGUCCCUGUUUGAGGAUGGCAAGGCCUAUCGUACAGUGAACCUAUACCGCUCGGCCAUUUCAGCGGCACACCAGGGGACUGCGGAUGUCCCGAUUGGACGCCACCCGUUGAUAUGUAAACUCCUACGUGGCAUUAAAUUCACCCGACCCCCGCUCCCACGAUAUUCGAUGCUAUGGGACGUCUCCAUCGUCCUCAAAUUCAUUGAAUCAUGGCCGGACACUACACAACUGUCCCUGAAACAAUUGUCGGCCAAGCUGGCUAUACUCCUCUGCCUCAUAUCUUGCAAAAGGGUAUCCGAUGUCAGAGCUCUGGACAUUACCGCACGCUCCUACACCCCAGAGGGGGUCACCUUCGAUAUCUCUCGCAGAACGAAGACGUCCUCGAAGUCGGUGUCAUACCCAGCGUUCCCCGACAGACCGCUCUUAUGCCCAGUCAAGUGCUUACAAUCCUAUGAGCCUCCACACUUCGAGACAUGACAAAACACGAGCUUUUCAUAUCAUUCCAGAAACCUCACCUACCGGUGUCUACUCCGACCCUGACCGAUGGGUUAAAUGGAUGAUGUCCAUAGCAGGCAUCGACACUUCGCUAUUCUUACCUCACUCAGUGCGAGGAGCGAUGGCUUCCAGAGCCUCCAUGAUUGGUUGUCGACUGGAAGACAUUUUGAAGGCAGCUGACUGGUCCUCAGAAUCGACUUUCAGGGACUUUUACUUUAAACCCAUUCAGCACUUCGCGGGAUCUAUAAUUUCCCAGCUUUAAACCAGCAUAAUAGGCGCCUCCGUGUCUUAAUAAAAUUCACAGAUUUUACUAUUAGCAUGACGUAAAGUCAUGAUUUUAUUAACGACACGGAGGCGAGUAUUAUCCCUUCCUCCCAUCCCGUGGAAGGAUGGAAUAUGGGCAAGUUGAUUUCAAGGUAAGUCCUAGUAGUUUGAGAUUGAUACACGUUAGGCUUGCCAAUACUCCACUUAACUGCUCAGACUUCUUAAAAAAUGUUGUGACAUUAGACAUAUUAUGAGUUAUGUGGACAUCCAGUUUAAUACAAAGAUAUUACCAUAUUUCUCCUUGUCUUACAGCUUAACCUUCUUCAGGUCAUUGGAAGUUCCCUUGUUACACGGUUCUCUUGUCUGGACUGGAUGAUUACACUACUUCGGGAUCGCAAAUCAAGAGGAAUUGGAUUGGUUCACAGAGCCUAUUAUGCUGGAGAGUGGAAUCCGAUUGGCUGUUCCUGUUGCUAGGAUACUCCUCUCAGACUGUUUAUUGUUAACUUUGAUUACGUUCUAAAAAAAUUUUUCUUUGCUGCUGAGGGAAAAUAAAGAAAGAGUGCAGCAUAAUACUCGCCUCCGUGUCGUUAAUAAAAUCAUGACUUUACGUCAUGCUAAUAGUAAAAUCUGUGAAUUAUAUUUGUAAGAUCCUUCAUGGAACGACAUUUUGUACUAUAGUGCAUGUGUGAAAGUACACAGAUGAAGAGCUUGAAGAGAUGCCAGCUUGAGGGCAAACCAUGCAAAGACACCACAAGUACCAGCGCUGCUUAACCCCUUGAGGACCAAACUUCUGGAAUAAAAGGGAAUCAUGACAUGUCACACAUAUCAUGUGUCCUUAAGGGGUUAAAGCACUGUUUCGUAAAUUUAGUAGUUAAAAUAAUUGACUCCAGGGAUGUUAUAUUGUCACCAUAACCAAUUCAAGCUGAAAAGUUAAUGAAGAGUGUCCCUUUAAACAUGUAGUUUAGGUCUUAUUGAAUGUUCAGAAAAAGAGAAAAUUGUCGUAAAAAAAAUACUGUUUAGGCUUUUUAUGUAAACCAUAUUGUGUUCUGAACGGGUUAAACAUAUGUCUGACAUUCAUAUAAUCUUCUAGACCAGAAAUCUCUCUCUUUUUUUUUUUUAACCAAUUCUAUAUUUUGUGAUACACAACAAUAUUCUCAAAAUUAGCAGUGUUUAUACGCACCAAAACAACUUUAGAUUAAUAAAGCAGUUUUGGUGUAUAGAUCAUGCCUCUGUAGUCUCACUGCUCAAUUCUCUGCCAUUUAGCAGUUAAAUCACUUUGUUUAUACAGCUCUAGUCACACCUCCCUGCAUGUGAUUUGCACAGCCUUUCUAAACACUUCCUGACAAGGAACCUAGAUAUUCUAUAUUCCUUUACUGAACAGUCUGUUUAAUCUGGAAUUCCUUAUUUCCUGCUCUGGUAAUAUUAAACUUUAAAAUUUUAAAGUUACAUUUUCAGAGCAGGAAAUAAAAACUUCCAAAGCAAGUUAACAUCUGAUUGAAAAUUAUUUUUUUAAAUGCAGGCAGUGAGACAGCAGCGGCAUGACAGCCAGGGGAGGUGUGGCUAGGGCUGCAUAAAAAGAAAAAAAGUGAUUUAAGUUGUUUUGAUGCCCAAAGUAUCCCUUUAAUGUCAGAAGUUAUCAAGCCACUUUACACCAUGUGACUUAAUAAAGCAGAUAGUAAUUGGAGUAUGAUUGGAAGUAAUGUACUUUGCAGCAAUCUCAAAACAAGCAAAACUAGCAGAAUGAGGAUGUAUUCAAUGUAGUCCACAACAUGUGUAUCAGUUCUCCAUGCUUCCCCCAGCUAACCUCGAUCUCCCACGUCGUGUCUCCCUCCGUUCAGAGAUGCCAACCCGACAUGAGCCUCGGGCAGGGACUCAGCCAGACCACUUCGACGCCGUGAAUUAAUAGCGAACCUACUUCCCUGGUUCAGAGCUGGUGUUGCAAUUUCCUUGUGCCCCACAAACUGGCCAGGAAGGGCUUCCCCAGUUCAGCGUUGUGGGUGGGGUCUCUAAAAGAUUCAGCCUUCCUAGUCAGGCGUGUGCCAGGAAGGCACUCUCUUAAAGGGGCACUGUCUACUAGACAGCCACUAGAGGGCACUUCCUGGUCCAUAGCACAGAAAACUAUGCUAGAGCGUAGAUGGAUAUCAUUAUGCUGUGUGAGGACCUCCAGCGUCGCUCAAUUCCCCAUAGGAAAGCAUUGAAAAGCAUUUUCAUUGCUUUCCUAUGGAGAGCUCUAAUGCGCAUGUGCGGCAUUGCCACGCAUGCGCAUUAGGUCUCCGCGGCCGGCGGGUUCAGUCUCGCCCACCGGCCGACGUAAUGAAGAGGAGGAGCGGCAGUGACCUGAAACCACCGCUUCAGCAACCAGGGAUUGGGAGGUGGGAGGUAGAGGGGACCUGCAGUGCCAGGAAAACGGAUUGUUUUCCUGGCACUGGAGAGUCCCUUUAAAGGGUCAGAGGUUGGUACAAGAAGGGAGAUGUGUCAGGAGCCAAGGGAUAACGUGGAGGGGUGUGUCUCUUCUCACAAGUAUUACAGCCUUUCUCCUAAACCUCUUUGCUUAGUUGUUAUGUGCUUACUGUGGUGCUCACUGUAGUGUGCUUAUCCUGCAUCAUCUCUGGUGCCCGUCCUGACGUUUGCCAAUUCUGACUGUGUUUCUGCUCAUUCCCUAUUUGUACUUCGUUUGGUGAAUAAUUUUAAGCCACCUUCUGCAUUGAGGGCAUCUUCCACUAAAACCUUCUAGUGUGCUGAAGGUUGACUACCCCUGCGAGGAGUGUGUGAGGAUGUGGGUAUAUGUGCCUCAAAUGGCAUUAAUCUUUUGGGUGCUCAAGGUGUGCCCAACACCUGACACAUCCGACACCCAAAAAGUAAGUCUAUCUUAACUCUUUAUUCAUUGGUUGUAAAUAUUAGUGCAUACCUUCCAGGUGUCCUUGUUUAGGAGGGACAGUCCCUAUUUUGGGACCAAAACCCUCUGUGCCUCUUUUCUAUCCUAAUGUCUAUUCAUAGGAGUUCCAUAUUGUUUGUGUUUUUUAGUGUAACAGCAAUAAAUGUCUCAGUAAUGUGUAUUUAAACUACAAUAAACUUAUUUUGAAAUAAAUCUUUGUAAAUUAGAUACAUUCCUUAAAUAUCAUUUUAGCUGCAUAUUAGUAAGUCACCUAAAAUUUCUCAAAACAGCCGCCCCACCACUGGCCAAACUCACCCCUAAAAUGAAAGUGUCUCUCUACUCUGUUCAUUUGAAAUGUUUGUAGAUGUGAUAGGGGAAUUUGAAAAGCGUUGGCUGGGUACCAUGGGAAAUGUAGUUCACAAAGAACAGCAGUGCCAAGGUUAGCCAACACGGCUUUAGGACAUGAAGACAAGUCCCCAGCUGCACUCAGUGCAAUUCCUAUAAUUACUCUUUCGCCUUCAGGAUUCCCCCGGGAAUAUUUCUUGCUAACAACUGAUUGAGGCUUUGACAUAGAAAUUUUAAUACUGUGGCCGUGUCAUUUUCAUUAACCGAGGAAAAUAAAGUCACAUGGAUAGGUAAAUUUAUUGGUUUCUGAAAAUAAUUUAAUAGCAUAAGACAUAAGAGGUUUAGGUGAAGUAAUGUUUAUUCUGCAUGAUGUAAAUGAUUUCAUAAAAUACAAGAUUCAAUAAAAUGCGUAUUCAGGAAAUGAAAGGUUUACAUAGCUCACUUGAGAAUUUUUCCACCUUACCUGUUUUAGCGAAUAUCUCUUUUGUUGUUUUAGUAUAUACAUGAUGACAACUAUAAUAAUUGCGUUGAGUGAUUUAAUGUUUGUAACUUUAAUCAAGCUGUAUAACCUUUAACUAUACUUAAAGGGGCACUACAGUGCCAGGAACACAAAUGUGUAUACCAGACACUGUAGUUCUAAAACCACCCCUUUGGGUAUCGUCUCCCCUUACCUGAGGUUAGAAAGGUUAUUCACUCACCUUUUUCCAGUGCCGCGCCAGACUGUUCGCGUCUGUUUCCGCCCCUGAUCCACCUCCUUGGCUGACAUCAUCAGAAAUAAUUAUCUCAGCCAAUCACAAUGCUUUCCCAUAGGAAAGCACUGGACUGACUGAGAUGGUCAAUUCUGAUGAUCUCAGCUAAGGUGGCGGGGCAGGGAGCCAAAGGCUACCCUGGCCAAUCGGCAUCUCCUCAUAGAGAAUCAAUCAUUGAAUCAAUGCAUCUCUGUGGGGAAAGUUCAGCGUGUCCAUGCAGAAAAGGCAGUGUUUCCAUUAAAUAGCCUGCAGGGACGGACUAUACUCACCAGAACAACUAUAAUAAGCUGUAGUUGUUCUGGUGACUAUAGUGUGCCUUUAAUUUCUUAUCCAUAUAUUCAGCAGACGUUGGUUUAUUUCAAUUUAUUUAAUUUGAACCCCUUUUUUAUGUCUGGGUAGUAUUUUAAAUAAAACAUAAGCCAGUGCUGAAUUUCAUCAGAAUAAAUGCUUUUUAAAAGGAUAUGUUUAUAAUAAAACAUAUUAAAUGCCACUAAGAUUUUUUUUUGUUUAAUUCUAAACAAUAUUCUAUACUGAUGUUAUUUUCAUCUAACCAAUCUUAAGAAAAUUUAGUUCUAAUUACUUAACACGUCACCUGACAGUUUUGGAAAUGGAGGUGGCCAUUUUGGAACUUCAUCCAAUAGGUCUUCUACUUUCUAUGCCAAAAUAGACAAAUUGGGAGAAAUAAUCUUUUGAAAAGCAGGGUUAUUCUCUAAGUUUUUGGUAAUUUACCAGAGAAUUAGAAAUUGCUAUGUUGGCCAAUUUGUCAUCUGCUGUAAUAUGGUGUACAGUUGUUCCAUAUUACCACUUCUCUUACUAUUUACCAAAUUAUGUUACAUUGGAUUAAUGUUCAUGUCCCAGAACAAAAUGUUGGUAAUAAGUUUUUUCCUUCAGUAUCACGCCAUUAUUUUCUGAGCUCAGCCGGACAGCGCAAGGUUUAGCUAAUUGGUUGAGAGCAAUCAGUUGAUGCUCUCAGCUAAUGAUCUAGCCCUGCACUGAAAGGCCUAACUCAGGAAAGCUAGCAGAAGCUCCUAGCAGGAGCAUGAGCGCCUGUCACCACAACCACUACAUUAUGCUAAAGUAGUUAUGGUGUUUGGAGUGUUCCCUUAACCCAGGGAGCCUGAUCAGAGCUCCAUAUAUAUGGAAGGAUGAAUGCUUGGAUGGAUAUGCUAUUAUGGCCUACAAUUUUGCUACUCCAUGGUGAAAUUCAGUUUCUAAGACAGGGUGCCUAGACAGUGUAAUCAAAGAUUUUAUUUUGCCAUUUUGACUUCCCUUCGAGAUGACAGCAUAAGAAGAGUCAAUGUAUUUUCCUGUUAAACAGAAAGCGUGAACUUUAAGCAGCGUAAUAUGUAUUAGCACGCACCAGGGCUUUUAAGUAAUUGGUUUGGUAAUGAAGCAUACUGGAAGCAAUGCAUUGCUGCCUACUUUAUAAACCCAGCUUGAAUCCCACAUUGAAAAUCCCAUGGGGUCCACUGGAAACACUUAAGCCCAGGCAAUUGACCUUUAAUCUGCGAGAACGCUUUCUUCAUCACAAUUGUAGCCCAUAGUUAGACGUGUCACAACUUCCACAUGUAUUUAGAUAAUUUGAAAACACGUACCACACAAUGCGCAUGUUGAAUAAUGUAUAAAUCUUAGGAGGCAUAAAAAGGCUUUUUGUUAGCCAGCGAGGUGGUGUAUGGAUUCGCUAUACUCAUUAAUAAUUAGAAAUACACAAAAACAAACUGCACUAUGCAUGUCCUGCUUUCACACUAAAUAAAAUGCAGCAGUGUCCUUACGUUUGGUUACAAAGAAAAAUAUACGGUACAUUUCUUUUAUCAAUAACCUUGCCUGUAAUUACAUAGACACAUUUUAAAGCUACUUAGUAUAAUUACCACACUGUAGAAUAUUUACACAUGCAUACAGUGCAUAGGACAAAAGAUCUUUUAAAGGGACUCAGAGAAAUUAAACUCCAUUUGUAAUAAAAAACAGAACCUCUAAGCCACUUCUUAUCAUGAAAUUAUAUAUAUAAACAAACGCUGGAGAUUCUGAAAGAAUGAAAGAUUGUUCAACAGGGAUUUAUAUAGGAAAUGUGGCAGAAUUGUUAUUCUUGAAAGAAAUGAAUGAACGUGCUGCAAAAGAUAAAAAGGCAGCUUUUGGCUAGCUGUAUUAAUGUUUUUUCAUAAAUGGAUUAAUGUGUUCGUGUCUAUGAAGAAGACGAUCAGAAUACAUGCUUUUUAAAGGGAUAUUUUUUUAAAGGUCAAAUGGGUUUGGAAGGACAGAGCAGUAAAGAUAGAGAAGGUAAAAGAAAAUGCAUUUUAGAAUAUCUUUUUAUCAUUACACACGUUAACAGUUCGGCUAGUACAGUGUGACAGUAUAAUUCAUAGUAUAUAAAAUAGCAAACACACCUUACAGUUUCUGCAGAGGUGGCAGGACUGGCGAUCCCACCAAACCAGAGGUGAAAAUGUCAAGCGGUAGCAGUUUGGUUGGGCCAGGCCUGUGAAAUAUGUGACCAGGCUUAAUUUUUUCCCCAUACUGGCCUUGGUAGCAAAAUUUCAUCCAUGUAAUGUGCUGUAAUGACACAGAUGAUACAAAAUAUUGCUUUUUACUAAGUUAUUUAGUAAAUUUGUCCCUCUUAAAAGAUUAGGAGAUAUGUACUGUAGAUUUUCUUUAUUUUAUCAUUAGAGUUUUAUUGAAUUUCCCGUCAAGGUGGGAUACAGAAAAGACAAAGGGAAGGGAAGGAAGGGCAACAUCAAUAAGGCAUCACAAAAUAUGUCAACAUAAAUCCUAUAUGGUGCAUCAAACAAGCAGUCUAGCAUGAAUUAUCGAAAAUGUCAACCAGUGAUAUACAUGAAAUACAUACAUAGCAUAUGCAAGGAAAUUAAGAUCCAAUGACAUCUUUUCAGACUGCUAGGUGAAUAACAAAAGGAACGCAGUAUAAGUUAACGCGGAUAAAGAAUUCAAGACAUCACAAAUCUGCAGUAUCAUUUGUACUAUAGAUUAUUUUUGUAAUUAACAUUUAAUUGAGGUUUUAUGUCAAUACACAAAAGACAACAAAUCAGAAAUCCAAAUAAGCAAAGACGAGGCAGAAAAGAAAAAGGUCUAACAAUUAAAGAAAUUAUGGACAGAACCAAAUCCCUCCUCACAGAGAAUUGUAACACAGAUCUAGAGAUUAAAAGAUAAAUACUCAGAAAAAGAUGUAGAAGAAGGAAAAGAGAGUGCUCAGGUGAGAGACCCCAUUAGACGAUAAGUAGGCAGGUUCUUCAACACAAGGGCUACACCACCAACUGGUUCAGAGGUAGGACCUGAGGGGCAAAACCGUCCAAUGAAGGGCUCCAUAUUUUAUGAAAAUUAUCGGUAAUCUCCUGAACAUGGAAAAAUAAUUGUCUCUUAAAUUCUGUAAUAGGUUUCAGUUCUGCAUGGCCCCUCUCCCUUUCUUGGUAGCUGUUUGGAGAAGCUUAUUUGAGAACAUCUAGGCAUGUAAAAAUUGGGGCCGGUUUGAAAUCUGCCCUGUUUCAGCUUGUUUUGCACAUGCCUGGUGUCCUUUAAAAAGGAAUUUCAGGAAUUUGCAUUGAGUUGCUAUUGGGCCAGUAGAACCAGCUGCGCAUGAGUGGAGGCAUGCUAUUGUCCUCACUAUUCAGGGGCCAUCAUUGGCUGAUAGCACCAGGGGUUGCAGUUACAGUGCCCACAGGAGAGAGAUGCAAGAAGCCAUCUUUGAAGCAACACAGAUAGUGUUACUCUCCCCCUGCAGUCUGGGGCUGUGACUUUGAGGACUGAUCUUAUUCUGAUUUCAAUCUGUUUUAAUCUGUAAUGAUUGUUGAUCUACCAUGCCAGCUACUUCCAUUGUAGGUUGAUUAUAUUGAUGGUUGCAAAUGUAAUGGGUCUGUCAGUAUCCUGCUGCUUUAACCCUGAGUACACUGUGUGCUGAGAGCUUAUAGUGAGUCAGGAGUAUCUCACAUGGUUGGAAUAUGUUAGUAUAUCCAUGCUUUAAAGGAACACUGUAGGCACCCAGACCACUUCAGGUAAUUGAAGUGGUCUGUGAGCUGUGACCCUUUUGCACUUAGUGCCCUCUGUGGCUGCCUACCAGACAGGCACUAGAGGGCUUCCGGAAUCCAAAUGGACGUUUGGUCCGUUAUCUGAUGCUGGAUAUCUUCACGGACCUCCAGCGUCAGAAUUUCCACAUAGGCAAGCAUUGAAUAAUGCUUUCCUAUGGGGAGGUCUAAUGCAAUCGUGGCCAAUGCCGCGCAUGCGCAUUAGGUCUCACAGCCGGCUUAUGUCGGCGGGGGAGGAGCAUGGGCGGAGCCUGACCCAGCGCCGAUGUCAGGUAAGUGGCUGAAGGGGUUUUAACCCCUUCAGCACCGCAGGAGUUGGGCCCCUAGGGAGGGGGGCACUCCAAGAGCCUAUAGUGCCAGGAAAAUGGGCUUGUUUUCCUGGCACUGUAGGAUCCCUUUAACCAUGUGCACACUGAGUGCUGAGAGCUAUUGGAGUAGCUGACAUGUUAUCAUAGCUUGAGCAUUACUGAAGAUCAUGAAAGGGAGAACUAAGAGAAAGCUAGGAAGACAGACAGAUAGAGCGAGAGAGCUGGAUCAUUACACAGAGCCAUGUACUGUGUGGGGAUCUCUGUAUUACAGCUCUGUGUAAUCCAUCACAGUGAUCCUGGCUGUGUAGGAUCGUUAUGAGUAUCUCCUUAUUGUGCCCGCUCUGUGUUAAUACUCUGUAUUUUACUCAACUCUACCUGUUGUAUGGGUAUUUCUGUAGUAUACCCAGCUGUGUGCACUGUAUUGGUAUCUUUGUAUUAUGCCCAACUCCUUUUAUUAUAUAUAUUUUUUUUCUCAGCUGUGUUUGUGGUAUGGCUAUCUCUGUAUUGUACUCAGAUCUGUGUAUUUUAUAGAUAUAUUUAUGUUGUGCCAAGCUUGUUUUAUUGUAUGAGCAUCUCUGUAUUAUGCUCAGCUCUCUGUAUUGUAUGAGGAUCUCUGUAUUAUGUUCAGCUCUCUGUAUUGUAUGAGUAUCUCUGUAUUAUGCUCAGCUCUCUCUAUUGUAUGAGGAUCUCUGUAUUAUGCUCAGCUCUCUGUAUUGUAUGAGGAUCUCUGUAUUAUGCUCAGCUCUCUGUACUGUAUGAGGAUAUCUGUAUUAUGCUCAGCUCUCUCUAUUGUAUGAGGAUCUCUGUAUUAUGUUCAGCUCUCUGUAUUGUAUGAGGAUCUCUGUAUUAUGUUCAGCUCUCUGUACUGUAUGAGGAUCUCUGUAUUAUGCUCAGCUCUCUGUAUUGUAUGAGGAUCUCUGUAUUAUGCUCAGCUCUCUCUAUUGUAUGAGGAUCUCUGUAUUAUGCUCAGUUAUGGGGAGGAGUCUGGCGCGCCACCAUCCUUAAAAUUCACAAGCCACCACUAGAUUCUGGAUCUAGUUAAUCACGCCCUAAAUGUCUUAGUGGGUAGCACUGAAUACCAAAAUACUAAUUUCACCGGUAGCAGGUCUUUCUCUCAACGAUUACACUAAAUCCUCCUGCAGAUGACUUUAUAAAUAAUGCAAGAGGAACUGUCUCUUAGUGAGGCAGAUAAUGCAAAAUAAUUACCACAGAUGCUGCUAAUUUGAUUUAUGUGACAUUUUCCACUGGAAAGACGUUUUGUGGUUGAGAUUAAUAAUUUAGAAUAAGAGGCAAUCGUUUUGUGAGAAUUGCUGGGAAGAUGUGGAGAAAUGAUAUGUUUCUAUAAAUAGUAAAAAUACUAGUGAUUUCAUCUGACACGGUGUUCGUAAAUUUAUUGGAGCAAUCUGCUUGAGGAUAGAUUGCUCACAUCGAGGCUCCAAACUGUUACAGUCUGUUAUUCUUUGCUGGUCUGUUUUUCAUUAUCUUUGGCGACAGUGAAUACGUCCACUAGCUCUUAAACCACAUUUAUUGCCAUGGGGUACUAUAAAUAUACCUGCCGAAUGACAGCAUGAUCGGAAGACACAAUUGGUGUGAAGAGGCAAAGGACAAUAGAAUCUUCAUUUUAGUUAUAAUUAAUAUGCUGUUCAGUUGAAUUAGGAGUGUUAAGCUAAGUGCUUAAUUGGAUAAUAUUAGGUCACAAAUCUAUUAAAGGGAAUCUAUUGUCCUGGGACAUCAGAGGGACUGACAAUAAAGAAAGAGAAAUACAUUUAGAAUGGGAAUAUUCCCUAUGUUAAAACAAAACAAAAACUACAAUAUGUGUACAAUGUUUGUACGUGUAGCAUUGUGUAUGUGUAGUAGUGUAUGUGAAUACUGUUUGUGUAGCAGUGUAUGUAUAACAGAGUGUGUCAGCGUAUGCAUACUGUGUCUGUGUGUAGUAGUGUGUCAUUAAUAGUAUUGUGUAUACUAAGUAUAGCAGUGUGUUAUGCAUACUGUCUAGUCUUAGUGUGUAUAGUGUGUAUGUGUGUAAACUUUGCCUAAGUGUGGGCAUAGCAGUGUGCGCAAAUUGUGUCCUGUGUUUGUGUCAGUGUGUAUAUAACUAAAUAGAAGAAAGGUCCAGGCACACCAAGGUACAAGCCAUGCAAGUUUCUUGAACCCACUCCAUCAUAACGUUUCGACCUACACGGUCUUUGUUAAGUCUUGACAAAGACCGUGUAGGUCGGAACGUUGUGAUGGGGUGGGUUCAAUAAAAUUGCCUGGUUUGUACCUUGGAGUGCCUGGACCUUUUUUUCUAUUUUGUUACUCAGCAUUUGGUCUCUGCUACUGAGACUGUCCGAGUUGCACCCAGCUACAUACUACUUAAAGGGACAGAGUGCAGUUCCACACCCUACCAUAACUACUUCUGAAGUGUGUUUAUAACUGUGAAUGUGUGUGGCAUUGUGUAUCAUUGUGUGUAUGCUGUGUCUGAAUGUGAGGUGUUAUUGUGUAUAUAUAGCAAUGUGAGGAUUCUGGCCCCAUUUCUUUCCCAGAGUCUAGUUAAAGAAAAAUACCGGCCACUGCAUUGCUGGUAUUUUUUAAUACCGGCACCAGCCAAACAGCUUCAAAUACCGGUUGUGCUGGUAAAAUGCCGGCCAAGUGGCAACACUAUUUCUAGCACCAAGACUUCUCCACUGCAGGUUCCAGCUCCUCCUCUGUUGAUGUAAGCAACCAAGGUGACGUCACUUGCCACAUUGUGGAAUCCAAUACUUCUCAUAGAGAAGUAACAGAUUGAAAUUAGGCGUGCUCGGCCAAAAGCCACGCUGUGAGCAGCAUUUCACUCAGUUCUGGAGGAAGAAAUGCCUCUAGUCAAUGUCUGGAAAAAUUCCAACUCAGUUAAAUUGUAACUCAGCCAAUGUAAGUAUUUCAGAAAUAUUCUAUAUGUAAUAUUCAUACUCAGGGGUUAGGGGAUGACAGAACCAUUUAAAAUUUGUAUUGUUUUUGAGAUAGUGCUUCCUGCCAGCCCACCCGAAAAAGCAUGAGAUCUUUUAUUUUAAACUAGGACCAUCCUGAUGGUCCAUGAGGUAUGAACUUCCUGUCCACUGCCAAUAUUAUUUGUAUAUAUGUAGGUAUGGAGGGACUGAAUGAUCAGUAACAUGCACAAUUCAUGGACCAGUAUAAUUUUGUGUGGUAAUUAAAACUGUUUUGUUUAUCUCCAAGCUUUUCCUACAAUUUCAUGAACAAUAACAUGGUUAGCCUCUUUUGGCAUUUAGGGCAAUCGUCUGAAGGGUGUGCAUUGGUUUUCCUUAGGAGUUUAACGUUGAUCUGUCACCAAAAAUAGACUUCAUCAAAUAUAUUCCAAUAUAAUGCCCCUUGUCUGAGUCAUUUUCUAUUUUUACAGAGUGCACUGGUUUUCAUAAAAUACGUAAUGAACUAAAUACAUGAUAUAAUUUAUGUUUAGCAGUAAGAAGUUUGAGCAAGGUUCUUAUUCAGCUGACAAUAAAAUUUAUUUACAAUGAAUAAGUAGAAUGAAUCCCACAGAAGAGCCGACAGCAGAUUUGGAUAGAGGAGAACAAAAUGGUUGUUUACGGAUAUUGAUAUCCCGCAGAAAGAUAAUAUAUAAUAUAAAGAAUGGAACAUGGCAAGUUUGGCAGUAUGAUCAUUAAAGGAACACUUUAGAGUCAGAAAUACAAACAUGUAUUCCUGACCCUAUAGUGUUAAAACCGCCCCUGUCUUCCCUUACCCCCCUAAAUAUGGCAAAGUCUUACCUUUACUACAGUCUGCUGUUGCUGGCUCUGCCACUGAUAUGUCUGCUUGGCUAACAUCAUCAGAAGUGGUGUUCUUAGCCAAUCACAAUGCUUUCACAUUGGAUUGGCUGAACUUGUCAACGAGGCAGAUCAGGGGCAGAGCCAGCACAAGCCAAACACAGCCCUGGCCAAUCAUCAUCUACUCAUAGAGAUUCACUGAAUCAAUGCAUCUCUAUAAAUGAAAAUUCAGUGUCUUCACUGCAGAGGGUGGAGACACUGAAUGUCAGUACUGCACACUGUGCAGCACUGCCCCAGGAAACACCUCUAGUAGCCAUCUGAGGAAUGGCCAGUGGAGGUAUCCCUAGGCUGUAAUGUAAACACUGCAUUUUCUCUGAAAAAAAAACACUGUUUACUUUAAAAACCCUGAAAGGAAUGAUUAUACCCACCAGAAUAAAUAAAAUAAGCUGUAGUUGGUCUGAUGAUUAUAGUGUGCCAUUAAGAGACAGAGAGCAUAAAGAACUGAAUACCCAAAUAAAAAAUACUUGACAGACCCACUUUAUGGUCUGACUUUGUCAUCAAUAUUCUUGUGGCUGUGGUCACUGAUUCAGAAAACAGGGUUUUAGAAUAUCACCUGAACAGUACUUAACAUGGACACCGAUUAAUUCAGCACAUGUCAAGAAGAUAUUUUGAUUGAAUUCAUUUAUACUUUUCCAGUUUCUCUUCUGAAUGUAUAAUUCAGCUUGUUCAAUAAACCUCAAGCACUAAAUACUUUCUCAGUGUACAGCAGAAAUGCCCUACAUUCCUUGUUUGUCUUAGAUACUGACAUCUUAAAUUAAGAUUUAGACUUAUGUAUCUCCAAUUUAUUAGAGAGCCAUAAAAUACAUUUCGUUCACUGAUAUUUUAAUUAUGUGAGGAGUAAUAAACCAGGUUUGGGGAAUUCCUCAGCAGUUAAUUACUGGUUUAGCUGAGGGAAAAUACUGAAAGGUCUUUGACUACCGACUUGAGUUAAUUCAAGCAAAUGCAUUUCUACUUCAUUGGCAAAUGAUGCCAGGGGCAAAGAGAUGAAAAUAAAAACAGUUCGGUAUUUCUGUCCCUCUCCUCAUCGGUGGUUGAAUAUGUAUAAUAUGUAUAGUUAUGAUUGCAUAGAUGUGUCUGCAGUUUGGAAUCCUCCCUUCAGAAUCCUGUGACUUCAGGUUUCAUCGUUGGGCAUUUGAAGAAAAGUGGCUUCAAGUUUCUCACACAUUCACCACACAAUAAACAUUGGGUAUUUCAGUAUUGUGUUUAAAUUGUUUCUAUUUAAAAGUUAGAUGACUUGAGCCAAUUUGAAAUUAUCCUUAAAGGGACACUAUAGGCACUAGAAUCACUACAUCUUAAUGGAGUGGUUCUGGGGCAAAGAGUCUGUUCCUGGGCAGUGUAAAUGCUGCAUUUUCUGAAAAAAGGCAGUACAGUAUUUGCACUGCUGACUAGCUUCCUGGGUUCGGCUCUGCAUAGAGACACUGAACCAUACCCAUAGAAAUCCGUAGAGUAAAUGCAUCUCUAUGAGAAAAUGCUGAUUGGAGCGGUGCAGUGAUUACCGUGCAUGUGAUCUCCCAACGCUUUUAUGUGAUUUAUGAUCUCAGCCAGUGGAGGCAUGGUGGCCACACAGAGAUUGGCUUUCUAGGGGAUGUAAAGUAAAUAAAUAUAUUUUUUUAUACAAUUUCCUUUAAUGCUUCCUUGGCACAUAUAUGGUUUUAAGUAGGGCUCUUUAACAAUGAGUUGUCAAUCAAGAAACGGCCAAUCCAUAUAAAGAUUAGUGCUGUACCCUCGGCUGCUGUAUCUAGCACUGCUGUGUGACACUCAAUUUUCCCUUAGUGCUACCAACAGCACAGCAGCAACUAGGUUUUAGGAGGACUAAAAGAAAGUGCACAUGAGCGCCUGUUUAACUGAACUUACAGUGGAAUUAGAGUUAAAUUCAAAUUAUUAUUUAUUUUUUUUAUUGGUAAGGGCCUAUCUAUAAGGGGGUUCAAGUAACAAAUUCUGGAAGGGAAUGGAUGUUGUGCAUACUUUCUGUGUAUAGGACAGGAAAUAUUCUAAACAAAUCACUGACUGUACGCUCCAACACAAUGCAGGAGGCAGGGAAUGGACAAUGUCUGGGGCAGUGUGGGUCACUUUAUUGAAAGCAAAGUUUAUUUAUAGAGUUGAGAUAAAACAGGCUUAUUUAUUGCAAAUAGUGCCCCUCCACUUUCUCGCUGUUAAAUUUAGAAAAUAGUCGUAUGACAAACGGAAAGAGUCUGUUAUAGUCAUAGGAAAACAUCUUAAAAGCUUCUGCAUUGUUUUUGUCUACAUAUUGUAAGAAGAAUAAAAUGUCAGAUCUGCAUAAUUUUAUUUCUGCUAGAGUGGAUGUUUUGUACAAGUGAAAGAGUUAAUGUUUUAGGGAAAUAGUUAAUGCUUUUGUAGCGGACCGGCAAUAUUAAAUCCCACGAAUUCCGCUGGUACAUACAGUAAUCCACAGUCAGCGCUGAAAAGCAAGGCAAUAUCCCAAAUCUCCCAGUAACCGGACGAAACACAGUUCUGAGAGUCAACUGAGGUCUUUAUUUUCAGCUCCACAAUUUAUACAAUUCCCCAUGCAAGGGGUUUCCUGAGUCCCAUCCCAGGGGCAUUCCCAGAGUGGACUACAUGGGGAACUUCCAUUACAGAGCCUUUCUCCCAUGAGGCACUGCUGCACGAGAGGGAUACUUCCACUGGAAUAUACUGUUAAGUGGAUUAUCCCUCCGUGCAGCAGAACCGACAAUUUAUAUUAAAAUACAUAACUUUUCGAAUAUGCAGUCUAUUUGCACGAAUGGACGUUCGGUAGAUAGCUGGGGUCUGAGCGCAUCAUUCGUGAGAUUACCGCUCAGAUCCCAGCUAAAACAACCGAACGCCGCACGAAAAACACAUUCAUUAAAAUACAUGUUCAAAAGACCGAUUGAAGUCUAGGGAACAUAAUACCGAACGGCCCGGAACUCCCAGACGGCCUGGAAGCUCAGCGGUGUUCGCGCCGUCGAGUAGCCGUUUUUAGUACCAUGCGCUUGACGACCAAACACCGCUGAGGGAACAAAGGAUCCAAGAUGGCCGACCGCCGCAUGGUUGGUAGUCGAACGGCGGCCACCUAGGAGAGCCUCUAAUUACCGAUUGCAACAUUGUUGCAAUCGGUUAACAAGCGCCACACGCCUCUAAGUGUGUGGGCUAUUACAUGGUGGUUUUUCGGUUCACGAACGGCCCGCAAAGGUGCCGUUCGUGAAACGAAAUGAAAUACAGCUAUCUGCAUAGCCAAUACAGGAAAUACAGGGUAUUACAACCAGCAUACCUUAUACAUAGUUAAACACAUAUCCCACAACCAUACAGGCAACCCUUAAAGGCACAGUCUCUUUAUAGUGUCCAAGUGGCUAGGUUUGCCACAGCUUUGUAUAGGUGAAAUAGUGAAUAUGUAAGGUAUCCAUGCAUACACCAACUUUGCUUUGGACCAACCUUGCUUCUGUCUUCCAUUGGUGGCUUUGCUGCACCAACCACUACUUUCUUCUCCACCAAAGAUCAAAAGCAAUCCUUAGUUUUACCCGAGUGCCAAACUUGGUGGAGGAUGAGGAAAAAGAUAUGGCUCUCUUUCACUUACUCUCGUAAAUAAUAGGGAUAAACUGAUUAUCGGUUCUGCCCACUAUUAGAGAUAUUAUAGCAUUUUACCGAUAAUCAGUAUUGGCCUUUUAAUUUUCAAAUAAUACCGAUAACUUACCUCUCCCAGUCAUCACACACGGUCUUCUGCAACUCUAGCAGCCAGCCAAUAAAGCGCCACGUCAUGACCUCAUGUUACCCCUUUUUGAAAAUCACAGCAUGCAGAGCUCAGCUGAAGGCAGGGCGGUAAGACAGUGAAUAAUCUACUAUAAUGAACAGGGCUGGUUGACAGAGUGAUAGGAGUAUGUUUGCUGUCAGUAAUCACACUCCUAUCAGUAACAGCACUAUACAUGCUGGGAUCUCACUGAUCCAAGCAUGUAUUGGCUGGCUUAGAGUUACAGGAGUGUGAUUACUUUCCGCAUGUUCAGGUAAAGCCAGAUUUCUGUAGAAAUUGUGCUACUUUUUCAAAACGUUAAUUUAACUUUAGUCGAUCCCUAGUAAAUAUCGCUAUCUUUCCAAACGGAAGGUUGGCUGACAUGUUCCAUCUUAUUUCAUUUCAUCAUUAACCCUAGUGUGUAUAUGCCAUACACAUACUUUACCAAACUGUUGUGAUUAUGGUGCUUGAAGUGUUUCUUUAAUUAUUGUCAACUAUCAUAUUUAAAAAUAAAUUAUACGCUUGAUUCUCUCCUCAGACUGAGUCCACCAAAAAUGCUUUAAAGGAACACUAUAGCGUUAGGAAUACAAACCUGUAUGUCCCUAAGUUUAUCUGUCUCCCUGUUCAACAUGAAAAUAGUUAACAAAUAGUUAACAAAAGUUAUUUUGCUUACCUUUUUUUGGCUAGGUGUCCCACAGCAUCAUGGCGGUGGUGGGAUCGAAUGCGCAUGCAUGGUGGGCACCACGUGCAGCUGGUGCCCGCCAUAGGAAAGCAUUGGAUCAGUGCUUCCCUAUGAGGAACAUAUAAGAUGUUAGACGUCUUCAUGCAAAGAUAGCGGAGUAAACUCCACUAGGAACCCAGAAGUGCUUCUAAUGGGAGUCUGGAAACAGCCACUAGAGGCGGAGUUAACCUUACAAUGUAAUCACUGCAGUUUCUCAAUGUACAUUUAAGGGUUAAACAGGCAAAGGCACUUCACUCAGACCACCCAUGAUGUAAAGUGGUGAAAAAAAUCUUAAUUCACUUGCCUGAUUCCAGCACCAAUGUCCCUCAGCCCUGGGUCGGGCUAAUCCUCUGCCAACAUCAGCAUGCGUGCAUUAGCCCUUUCCCAUAGGAAAACAUUACACCAGUGCUUUCCCAUGGGGUUUUUGGAAAAGGCUGGAUGUCCUCAUACAAAGCGUUAGGUUAUCCAACGUCAUUUCAUAGAGUCAAACUUCGGUAAAGGCCAGAAAGCGGCUCUAGAGUCUCUUAAACCUGCAAUGUAAACAUUACAGUUUCUCUGAAACUGCAAUUUUUGCAGCUGCGGGGCUAAGGGGACAGGGACACUUCAAUGAGAUGGAUGCCUAUAGGGUCCCUUUAAUGUUUGCAAGGAAUGUUCAGUGUGUACAUGACACAGAUUUCAGCAUUCAAAUAAUCUAGAAUAAACUAGGCAUUGUUCCUAUAUGAUGUUAUUGCAUGUGCUUUUUUUGAGCCAAGGAAAUGUGUUAUAUAACAAUAGACAUUUCACCGUUUCCAUUUAACGCUGUAAAAUAAUUAGCUUUUGUCAUAAAUCAUAUAGUGACAAAAUUCACACAGUUAGUGUGAGAACUCCCUAUACACAGCAGUGUAUAUCUUGAUUUACUAUGCAAGGGCAAUACAGGUUUAAGACCUGUUAGCAAUUAACAGUCUCCUGUGUGUACUUGUGUGCAAUGUGCAGAUUAAAUGGACACGAUAAGUACCAUAACUACAACAACUUUAUGUAAUGGUUCUAGAUCUAGGAGGCUUUGGGUACAGCCCCUCUGGUUUUUGUCAAAGCACUCGGACUUAUUUGGAAUGCCAACAAAAAGACUGGAUGCUCUUAUCAGAAAAUGAAAUGUUUUGUAACAGGAAACAGGUACAAACUGUAAAAAUACAUAGAACGCAGGGAUUUAUUCCCUAAACAAGGAAUUGUGAAGAAUUAAUAGGGAAAUUGCUAAUUUUGCUGAAUAAAGUGGAAUUAAAGAAUUUCACAGCUAACCUUUUUGGUUCUACAAUGCAUGGUUCACUUUUCAUUUGUACAAGAUUCACAAGUUCUGUCUGCUUCUGUCAUUCUGUUUCUAAAAAUGGUAUUUAAAAUAUAACAAGGUGCUUCUGCUUUAAUAAGCAUGUUAGCGACUAUCCCAUUAAGAGUGAAUUGUCACAUGAUAUUGAAACGUGGUUAAUCUAAAUAGGCCAGUUCUGGUUAGAUGGUGGAAUUUGUGUGGGGCUGGGUAGACCAUGGACAAAACGUCUUUUCUGACGGUCCAGCAUUCAUGUGUAAAUCCCAUAAUAUCUGUGGGAGGCACUGACUGAGCCAUCUCAUGUAUGCUAAUUUUAUUUCUUGUAAAUCUUUUAUUAUUGAAUGCAUUUCUUUCAAACUCGUUCCACUUCUUAUGUGUGUCACUGUUAGCAUUAGUACAGAGUUGCACAUGGGUCAUUUACCACACUGGAAAUUGAGGAGAAUUGACCAGGGAUAUAUCCAGAAUUCUCAGAUAUCUCCAGAAUCUCAAGAAAUCUUUGCUAAGAUGUGAGGUGGAAGCUAUUGGUUUCUGUGUUCCUUGGAGCUUAUUCACUGAAUAUGUUAAACAAAGCAUAAUAAAAUAAAAACACAGUCAGCCAGACAAACAGACGUACAGCCGGGUAGGCAGCCAUACUAACAAAUGUCUGUCCUUUUCCUCCAAUCAGCAGCCUCUAUCUCCCAGAAGCUCAGCUCACAUUGUUAUCCAUCUCCAUGCAUACAGAGUGGUGGAGGCAAGUCCAGGGACACAGACAGUGAAAUGAAUGCGUGGCUAAGGAAACAGUUAAUGCUGCAGACAUUUAAAAAACAAAAAAACAAAACUAAAUACAACUGAGCAAUGGCAAAAAUACAGUGCACAUAUGGGGCCAAUGAGCAUAAGUUGUGUUGGUGGCAAUAAUGUCCCUUUAGCUUAAAUCCUGCCUCCGAACACUGUCCAUUUAAAUGCCAGGGUUCAUUUGUGACAUAUUGGGAUCAUUUGUCCAUUAUUUUAUUUAUUAAUAUUGUUUUUGUUUCUUUUUGUCAGCCUUGCGCUCCAUCCAGAAAGAACGCUGGUUGCCACAGGACAGGUGGGAAAAGAUCCUUAUAUCUGCAUAUGGGAUUCAUACACCGUGCAAACCGUGUCCAUUCUGAAAGAUGUGCACACACAUGGAGUAGCUGGCUUGGCGUUUGAUUCCGAUGGACAGGUUUGUAUCAUUAAACAUAUUGGACAGUAUCACUAUAUAAAAUGGGAGAUCCUUUACAGUUGAAUAAAUCCACUGCCUUAAAAAAAAUUGUAAUACAGUGUAAACAAUGUAUGUACAAAUCAUUAUUUUUAUUGUAUGUUGCAUCACAGUGCAAACUGACAUAUAUUACAAUGGAACACUCAUUACAGCCACUCCCAACGCCUGCACAGCUAUAUACAUUAUUGGGAAUACAUGUAGAAUUCCCAAUAAUGUAUAUGCUCUGAGUGAGUAAAUGAAAAAUGAUGUUACAUAGCGUAAUUUCAAGAAACAAAGCCUUUCCCACUUUGCUGGCCUAGAGGACUUGGAUCUUUAGAAGUACUGCUAAAUGUACGAUUAUGUUCCUUAAUUGAUUAUAACAAAUUCAUCUCUAGAGCAUCUUUUAUAAUAUAGAUUAUUUUUGCUUCCUGCAGUUGAGGAGCAUUGCUCAAUGGCCUCACAUUCAAGCAUCCACUUUAGCUCACUUGUCAUUAAACUAUGUCUUAUCAUAUAUAAGUAUCAAUUUAUUUUAAUUAUUAUUUACUUUAUACCAUAUAUAAUACCAACUUCAACUUUUGAUUGGAAGGAACUGACCCGUAUUUUCACUUAGAAUACUGAUAUGGGGAAUCACUUAAAUCUGUGGAUUGGUUAGAAAUCUUCGGGGAAUAUGCUGUUAAAUCAUCUAUAUAAACAGGGCCGGACUGGGGAUACAAAGCAGCCCUGGAAAAAAAAAAUUGUGCCAGCCCCAUAAGUCACUGCGCCAUAUAUUGUCGCGUGUAAUAUGUAAGGCUAUGUCUUGACAGGACAGAUGAUUGAGUAAUAUAUAUAUAUAUAUAUAUAUAUAUAUAUAUAUAUAUUGCUUUUUCUAAUAUAAAAUAUUGGUCCUUUCAGGGUAAAGCGUUUAAUUAUACAGUAAGCAUACGCACAUGCAGACACAGGCAAUUUCACUGACAUUUCAGUGACACACACAAGCUCAUUGAUACACAGCCUCAUAGACAAACAAUCUUACUGAUAUACAUCAGCUCAUUGACAUAAAAACACAAGCUCACUCACUAGCAGGCACACGCAUGCAAGCAAGCUCACUCACUAGCAGACGCACACACACAGCUUAAUGUGGUGGUACUGGUGUCUAUAGCAUGUCCCUACAGGCUUUUCAACGUAAACACUGACUUUUCAGACAAAAGGCAGUGUUUACAUUGCUUCAAAGUGACACUGCUAGUGACAGUCACUCAGACGGUCACUAGAGGUGCUUCCUGUGUUAGUGCACCUACAUUCAGGGCCUCCACACUCUGUAGGUGCUGAACGUUCCCCAUACAGAUACAUUGAUUCAAUGCAUCUCUAUGAGGAGAUGCUAAUUGGAGUGGCGUUUUGCAGCCAAUCCUAUGGCAAAGCAUUGGAUUGGCUGAGAUCAUCAAGCUUGAUGAUCUCAGCUAUAGAGGCAGGGCCAGUCGAGGGGAGACCAGCACGCUGCGUGGGGAAAAAAAAAAGGUGAGCAAAAACACUAUUUUUAAACACACAUUUACACCAUGACAGACACAGAAACACACAUAUACCAUGACAGAUACACACCCCAUUACAGACACACACACACCAUGACAGACCAUGACACAGACAGACACACACCAUGACACAGACAGACACACACCACGACGGACAGAUAGACACACACACACCAUGACGGACAGACACACACACACACCAUGAAUGACAGACAGACACACACACACCCCAUGACAGACAGACAGACACACAAACACACACACCCCAUGACAGACAGACAGACACACACACCCCAUGAUGGACAGACAGACACACACACCCCAUGAAUGACAGACACACACACACCCACCCAAUGACGGACAGACAAACACACACACACACACACACACCAUACAGACAGACACCAUGACACAGACAGACACCAUGACACAGACAGACACACACACACCAUACAUACAGACACCAUGACACAGACAGACAGACACAUUACUUAUACCUGCCAGGGGGAGGUCUUCUGGGGGCCGCUGGGGGACUUUUACCGCUGGGAAGGUCUUCUGGGGGCAUCUGGGGGACAUGUCCUGUCGGCCGCUGGGGAGGUCUUUUGGCGGCCGCUGGCGGACUUGUCCUGGCGGCCGCUGGGGGAGCUGCGUCGUCUUACUUACUUCCCUCCUUGGUCGUCUUACUACCCCACCUGUUCUUCUUACCCCCCUUCUUCUUCUUAACCCUCCUACUUCUUCUUACCCCCCUUCUUCUUCCUCCCCCUUACUCUUCUUACUCCCCUUUACUCUUCUUACUCCUCCUUUUUCUUCUUACCCCCCUCUUCUUCUUCUUACUCACCCCUUCUUCUUCUUACCCCCCUCUUUUUCUUAUCUCCCCUCCUGCUUACUCCCCCUCCCCCUUUUCUUACUCCCCCAUCUUUUUCUUACUCACCCCUUCUUCUUCUUACCCCCCUCUUUUUCUUAUCUCUUCUCCUUCUUACUCCCUCCCUCCCCUCUUCUUAUUUCCCUCCCUCCCCUCUUCUUAUUCCCUCCCCUCUUCUUAUUCCCCCCCUCUUCUUAUUCCCCUCCCUUCCCUCUUCUUAUUUCCCUCCCUCCCCUCUUCUUGUUCCCUCCUCCCCUCUUCUUGUUCCCCCUCUUUUAUUCCCCUCUUCUUGUUCCCCUCCCUCCCUCUUCUUAUUCCCCCCCUCUUCUUAUUUCCUCCCUCCCCUCUUCUUAUUCCCCCUCUUUUUAUCACCCCCCCUCUUCUUAUCCCCUCUUUUUAUCCCUCCUCUUCUUGCCCCCCUGUUCUUGCACCCCCUCUUGUUACCCCCCCUCUUCUUACCCCCUCCCCUGUAGCGUGGCCGAGCUGCACUCCGGUCCGCGGUGGCCGGCCGGCCGGAGUGAUAGGAAGGUGCACACUGAGUGUGCACUUCCUGUCAGUCCGGCCGGUUACAGGAAACAGAAACUCAGCGCGGAACAGGAGUUUUGUUUCCUGUAACCGGCCGGACUGACAGGAAGUGCACACUCAGUGUGCACCUUCCUAUCACGUACCCGAACGGUACCUUCCCAAGGCUUCAACAGCCUGAGGAUCUUAACAGAGCGCUCGGGCGGCUGCAGCAUUUAAAGGGCCGGCCCAGGAACGCGGACGGCCCCCAGGUGCCGCGGUCCACCGGGAAAUUUCCCGGUAUCCCGGUGGGCCAGUCCGGCCCUGUAUAUAAAUAUAUAUUCGCCCUGUGACUUCCCCGAAGAAACUGGAAAAUCAGUACAUGGAUGCACUGUUCAUGAGACAUUGCUAAAAAAGGAAUAAUAGGGCUUUCUUGCACUAACACAUAUCAGGAUUUAGAAAUUUCCUGUGAAAAUGCAAUUCAUGAGUAUGAAAAAGCACUAAUGAAAUUAUAACCACUAAAUGGGGCCAGCACAGGUGAGAAAGUGGUUUACCGAAAUAUCUGAAAAUACCCCAUUUUGAAUACCCUUUUGAACAGAGUAUUAAAGGACAUCUCAAUUACUGAAAAUGUGCAGAUCUCCCACAGAUACCUGCUGGAGGAUAUGUAGUCUUCAUGGUACAUAUCUGAUCAUGAUAGACUCAUUCCACUAUGCAAACAUGUUGGCAGCAUAAUUGUGGUGCUUAAUGCACCUAUUUGCCUGGAUCUGUGGAAAUAUUUGUUAUCUAAACCCUAACAUUUACUUACAUCUGUGGAACACGAAUUGUGGAAAUGGAAUAAAAUACUGUCUGGUCAAUACACAAACUGAGCCUAAAAUAAGAAUAUACAGUAGUCUGUUUUUAGGGCAGUCACCUUAGAUUUGGUUUUGCAACAAGUUCAUAUUAUCAAAAUAAGUUAAUGUAUUAGUAGGGGUAAAUAUGUGUAAACACAUGUAUCGCAGUUCCUUUAUGUUUGUGUCCUGUAAUUGAGUGCCUUCAUGUUGGCUAAUUGUCAGUGUUUGUUAUAAGAAGAUUAAACAAUGGUUCUGUUUCUCCUCCAUUAAUUCAAUGUGUGCCCUGGCUGUGCCUGAACUAAAUUGGAUUGUGAUGUCAGGGUCAAAAAUCUUUAAAUAAUGUACAUUUUGUGGAAAGUGGAAUAUCACAUGUUAUUAUUAUUUUUUAUUGAAAAGUGAAAAUAUUUAAAAAAUGUUUUACUUUUUAGAACUUGUUCGUGGCAUGCAUUAAGUUUUCCUCUCUCUAUUUUUGCAGCGCCUGGCUUCUGUCGGACUGGAUGCCAAAAACACAGUUUGUAUUUGGGACUGGCAGAAAGGGAAAGUUCUUGCAACAGCCACUGGCCAUUCUGACCGGGUACAUUCACUGUUAUCUUUGUGUUCGUGUCAGAUAAUACAAAAAUAAGUACAAAACUAUUCAUGUUUAGAAAAUAUUUUUUGCUAUGACAUAAUAUUUGAUAUGUGGGAUCAUUAUAUACAGGAACUUGCCUUUACAAUCUGUGUAUCAUUACAUUUUGAUAUUUAAGAUCUUCCAUCCAUCAGUGGUUGGACUUCAGCUCUCACAGUUCUCAUCAAUACCACCUGGAUUGCCCAUUCUUAACAGUCAGCGGUGCACUGUUAAAUAACACGUUACUGUUAUCAUUUUCCAGGCUGAGGCAUGAGAUUUAAAGGGCCACUAUAGUCACCAGAACCACUACAGCUUAAUGUUGUGAUUCUGGUCUCUAUAGCAUGUCCCUGCAUGCUGAGGAAUGGAUGAAUGAUCAUUGCAGUAGCUGGUAUUGAAAUCAAUUGAUUACUGAUCAUCAAAAAUGCUCUGUGCAUUCAGUCAAUACGCAGAGCAUACAAACCGUUUGACAGAAUGACUUCAAUAUGUAAAUUGUUUGAAGCAGUAUGCGUGUCGAUACAAGCUCAACUGAGAGAAGACACUCCAGGCCCUGAUCCAGCAGCUGUGCCGUGUUAGACAGCCGUGCGAUAGGGCAUUUAAAAAUCAUAAAAACAUCAAAAAUGCAGACUUUGUAAGUGUCCCUUUCUUGGAGAGACAGACUCUGUUUGGGCCUAAAUCCAUCUUCCCAUCUUUUCUAAAAGUUCCAAAUUUCUGGUGUGUAUGAGUGUAUAACUGCCAUAAUUUGUAUAAAUGACAGUCAUUAUUAUAUGAAUAUGAAACCAAAAAUGUCUCAGAAUACCCCACCCCUUGACCGCACCCAACUAAAUUAAAACGGCCCCCUUUUGUCUCUAUGAAAUGUUGGGAGGUAGGAAAAUGACAUCUUGAAUUGUAACGAAACGCAAACCAAAAAGUGAAAAAAUAUGGGACAACUUUUUGCACCUGCUACUGGUGCUAAUCUAUAUACUCACAUUUUUGUGAAGAAAUAAAGUUGGGUUUGUUUUUUCGUUUUUAAAUUUCAUGUUUUCUGUUGGGGUCAUGUACUGUAACUUCAGGUUUCAUUGGAGAAAACAUAAAAUGUCAUUUUGUGAAGAAAAGGUUGUAUGAGAGAAAAUGCAUGUUAUCCACAUUAAUAAACCAAUAGGAAUUAUUUAAGGAAUCAGUAAAGGACCCACUAUACAUUAUAGUUAUGUACAUUUUCUAUCAAUCCAAUUUAUGUCAUUAGUCAGAACCUAGUCUUUAUCCGUAUUGGCAUUUUCUGUGUUUUUAUGGUUCGUUAUGUCUGCUUGUUUGUUGACAGAUAUUUGAUAUUGCUUGGGAUCCAUAUCAGCCAAACAGAUUGGUCAGCUGUGGGGUAAAACAUAUAAAGGUAAGUCGUAACCAGUCUCUUCACAAUCUUUACAUUAAAUGCUCAGCAAUGCAGUGUCCUGUAUAAGGAAAAAAAAAACUGAUUAAAGAACUUGUGCAGGCUUAUUCACUGAAGUGAGAAUUCAAAGUGAAUUUGAAUUGAAUUUCAAAUUCAUGGUAAAAAGAGCCAAAUUAGACGCAGCCUCAAAUUUCAAAUUCAGUUCAAAUUAACUUUGAAAUUCACCCUUUAAUGAAUAAUCCUGUUGGUUUUAUUAAGUGAGGUGGAGAAAUUUAUUUUAGAUUCUUCACAGUUCAUGGUGAAGUGGAUGAAUUCCAAUUUUUCAUGGUAUAUUUAAUAUUUUAAACGCAUUAAAUGGUAUGAAGAUAUGAAUAAACACAUGGUAUAAUGAACAUUUGUAUGCAACUGAAGCAUGACGAGUUUAGGAAAAAUAUAGUUCUUUCAUCUGUUGACUAAAGUAAGCAAAAAAACAGCAAAGACAUGAAAAAGUAUUAAUGGUACAGGUUAAGUAAAUGGAUUGGAAUCUUGGGUAUAGCAGAGAAAUAAGCAUUCAUUAUAUACCUAGGACCAUGUGUUUCUGUUAAAUAGUGAUGCUAAUGAGCAGUAACCAGCAGUUAUGUUUGUUUUCAGUUCUGGACUUUAUGUGGAAAUGCUCUCACAGCAAAAAGAGGGAUAUUUGGGAAAACUGGUGAUCUACAAACCAUCCUGUGCUUAGCGUGUGCAAAAGAGGACAUCACAUACUCAGGCGCUCUAAAUGGAGACAUCUAUGUAUGGAAAGGGUUAACAUUAAUUCGCACCAUCCAAGGAGCGCACAGUGUAAGUAUAUCUUUAUGACAAGAUAAGCUUUUCUAGUAAGCUACGUUUACAUUACUUCUACAUGAAAUGCAUCCUACCCUUACCUCUUGUGCCACUUUACCCCACUCCUUCUAGAAUGUAAGACAGUUUGAGCAGGCCAUCAACAUCCUCUGUUACUGUGCUUCCAACUUGUCUUGUUGCAAAUACAUGUCUGUUAGUCCACCUAUUGUACAGUGCUCCAGAAUUUAUUGGUGCUUUUUAAAUAAUAAUAAUCUCAUCAGACCACCAGUCCCUCUAGUCUCACAUUGCUCAAUUCGCUGCCAUUUAGGAGUUAAAUCACUUUGUUUAUCCACAUCCACAUCUCCUGCCUGUGACUUGCACGGCCUCCCUACACACUUCCUGUAAAGAGAGGUCUAAUUUGUAAACUUCCUUUAUUGCACAGUGUGUUUAAUUUAGAAUGUAUUUUCUCCUGCUCUGUUAAUAGCCUGCAGCCUCCUGUGUGAUUAAAGUUCAAUUAACAGAGCAGGAGAUAAACAAAACUUCUAAAGUAAACGCACUUUGCUGUAAGAUCUGAUUGGAAAUGAAACAUCUUUUUCAUGUUGGCUCUGUGAGUCACAGACAAGGGAGUCUUAAGUGAAGAAUUGAACAGUGAGACUGCAGGACCAUUUUACACCAAAACUGCUUAAUUAAGCUGAAGUUGUUUUGGUGUUUAGAGUGUGCCUUUAAAUUCUACAUGGCUACUCACCAAACGUCUUGCUGUUUGGUGAGUGGGACUCCUUAAUAUUUUUGUUAACUCACCAUAUAAGUAAUAUUAUCAUAAAUAUAAAUACAGACUCGUGCAUUUUCAGAAUGCGUGGUAAAUUGAGAAAUGUUGCCCCAUUCUAUUUAAUAAUACAAAAUUAAUGUAAGGAGGCAAAUGAAAAUAAAUUGUUUAUACAUUUGCAGAGCAAAUCCUGGUAUAAAAUUAGAACAAAGGUUUCAUGAUCCUAAAUUCAAGAAAACAUUUGCCUCCUGUAACUGUACAUACAAUUCCACAGCAAUAUGCUAUCCCAUAAUCAUUUUGCCUUUUAGUUAAUAUUUUAUUCGCAUUCUGGCAAUUCGCUAUUUUUACAUAGAGAGAUAUUAACUGACUGUCUGGGAGAGCCCAAUCUUCAACGCAUAUGAGAUCCUGACAUUUACUAAUAAUUAGAAAAAUAUAUUCGAUCCAUGCACAGUUCAGUAUAACCAUUCACAAUACUCUAGGCAUGUUUUUAUGACAGCAGAAUUUGAUUGUAUAUGUGUUUGUUCCUCUGAUGCAAAAUAUGGUCUUUAUAGAAUGACUCAUCCUUGUGCAACUGUGCAUCAUCCUUGUGCAACUGUGCACAAUAUAGAAACUCUUUCUUCUAGUUAUUAAAUGUAUUAGAAUAAUAAAUUUUCCUUAGAAUAAUCUUUAUUUGCAUUCUACAAGUAUUCAAGUAGUUUUAACAUCUCCCAAUGUAUUCUCUGAUGUCCAUAAAGGCAGGGAUCUUUAGCAUGUAUGCUUGUGAAGAAGGCUUUGCGACUGGCGGAAGAGAUGGCUGUAUCCGACUGUGGGACGCAGACUAUAAACCAAUAACUAAAAUCGAUCUCAGAGAGAGUGAUCAGGGUUAUAAAGGUAAGCAAUGAUUUUAUAUAGAUCUGUAUACACGUAGCCCCAUUUGCACUCUUAUGUUAUACGGUGGAGUCGUGUUUUUGCUGCCCCGAUGCAUUAACUCGGGGGUCCUCAAACUCCGGCCCCCCAGAUGUUGCUGAACUACAACUCCAAUGAUUCUUUGAAUUACAUAGAUAGCCAGAGAAUCAUGGGAGUUGUAGUUCAGCGACAUCUGGGGGGCCGGAGUUUGAGGACCCCUGCAUUAACUCAUCACAGAGACAUUUACUGGUGUUUUAAUUCAAUGCAUAUGUUUUGCUAACUAAUAUACCUUGUGGUUUGUCGGUAAUUAUUCACAGUGAUUCUUUUGGGAUUAUUUUAUUUUUAAUUAUUUUCCUGCAGGUAAUGAAUUCUACAUUCUGCAGGGCAGUAUUUGUCUUUCAGUGUCCUAGCACCCGCAACUAGUAUGUGUCCUAGAUCUGGAUAGCUAGUCAAAACCCUGGUUUGUAGAAAAGCACUAUAUCUGGCACUAGACAUGAGCAACACAUUGCAUGGGGCAGUAAAAAAGAUUUUAUCUUUUAAUAAUAAUUAAUGUUUUUAAAAGAAGUGGAAUACUGCUUUUAUGAAAAUUCAGAAAUCAGACAAUUCUUUUUUUAAUUGUGAAAUUGUACAAACCAUUAACUAUAAAAGUUGUGCGUAUUUAUGUUGUGAUGCUAUUUUGUGUUUAGGUUUGUCUAUCCGGAGUGUGUGCUGGAAAGCAGACAGGUUAUUAGCGGGAACUCAAGACAGCGAGAUAUUUGAAGUAAUGGUGAGAGAAAGAGAUAAGCCAAUGCUGAUAAUGCAAGGCCAUUGUGAAGGGGAGCUCUGGGCACUCGCUGUGCACCCUAAAAAACCCUUGGCUGUCACUGCAAGUGAUGAUCGUUCUGUAAGGUAUGUUAGAUGUGUGCUCCUUUGGUAAUUUCCUCAAACACUAGAGAAUGUGGCACUUUUCAGAGCAGGAAAACAAAGCUUAUGUGGGUAUACACAGCCAUCUUAAUAACACAGUAAAAUAGGUCUUCAUCAGCGUGUAAAUCAAUUUAAGAGCAAAUAAGAAAAAGUUGUUUGAAUUUUUGGGAUCUCUUAUCAGGGAGAUUAACACAUUUUAGUUCUAAUAAUUUUUAAAACCAGAUAUAUUUCUGUAAAAUGUAGACACCUGGGCCAAAAGCUGGGAUUCAGACACCAUUUCGUUUAAGCUUUGAAUACACAAAGAAUUGAAAAUGUGUUGGGUACACAAGGUGCUCGGAGGGUUAACAGUCAUCAACACAUGCAUAUACACACAACCUUGCAUUUAAUUUAAUGAUCAAUUACCUCCCCCUGCUUAUUGCAAAUUCCCGUUAAUUAUCCUGUUAACACUAUUUGGUUUCAUUCCAUAGAUUAUGGAGUCUUGCAGAUCAUGCACUGAUUGCUCGCUGUAAUAUGGAGGAAGCAGUACGUAGUGUGGCUUUCAGUCCAGACGGGGCCCAGUUGGGGCUUGGGAUGAAGGAUGGUUCCUUCACUGUGCUCAGGGUCAGGUAGGAACGAACACCUCUGUAACACACUUUUUAUAAAAUUGUUUUUUUUACAUCUUAGAGAGGGUGGAAUGAGUGAAAUCUUGAGGAAGUGAAUUAAUUUAAACCCAUAUGGACUUAAAGUAUUAAACGGAUACUAUAGGUACGAAAACAACUUUAGCUUAAUGAAACAGUUUUGGUGUAUUGAUCAUGUCCCUGCAGUCUCACUGCUCAGUUAUCUGCCAUUGAUGAGUUCAUUCACUUUGUUUGUGCCACCCUAGUCACACCUCCCCUGCAUAUGAUCUACACCACAUCCCGGCAACUUCCUGAAAAUGAGUCUACAUUUUUUAUCUUCUUUUAUAGCACAUUUUGUUUCAUUUUGAAGUUCUUAAUUCCUACUCUGUUUAGAGCCUGCAGCAGCCCCUUGUGUGUGAUUAAAGUUCAAUGAACAGAUCAGGAAAUAAGGACAUUCUGAAGUAAACACACUGUACUGUAAGAUCUAAUUGAAAACAAAUUUUUUUUUUUCCUGCAGGCUGUGUGAGUCACCGCCAUGGAAGGUGCGGCUACAGCUGCAUAAACAGAAACUAACUUGAUUUAGCUCAUGAAUGGCAGAGGAUUGAGCAGUGAGGCUGCAGGGGCAUGUUCUAUACACCAAAACUGCUUCAUUAAGCUAAAGUUGUUUUGUUGCUUAUAGUGUCUCUUUAACAUUUACAUGAUCGGCUGAAGUCAAUAAACAAGAACACCCAUACAGUUACAUCUCCCAAGUUUUAUUGCAUCCCAAUUGAUCCAGAUUGUGUUUGGUUAUAUCAGAAGCUAAAUUUUCAUUCCUAGUGAGUUCAAUCCCUAGAGCCAAUAUGAGAGCUUGGUAAAUCAUCUUUGUGUUGCAACUCCAUUAAAUUAUGUUAAAACACAUAUGAAUUUAGAUAACAUACAUAAUGAAAUUGGAACAAGUAUAAACCUACUUUUUUAUCUAAUAGAAAAUGUACUAUUUAAAAUCAACCCUGACUUCCAAGUAGGUCAGAUAUUAUCCUGUGUGAUCUGCAUUACAACGUAAGCCAACAGGGAAACUUUAGAAAACUGCUAUAACUUGGAGAGAACAGCUUUUAAUAUAACUUUCUAUAAAAUCUACGUAGGUUGCCAAUGUGUUGUAUUUUUUGCUGCAAAAUAUUCCAGUUAGUUCUAUUUGUUUUCUGUAGUAUAAUAGAUAGAUGCAACACACCACUGUUGCAGUAUAUAUUGAGCAAUUUAUUUAAAAACAAAUUGGGGACGAAUAGUGGGUUCCUCCAAAGGAACUUAAAUGCCUUAGUUUGUAAGGUUGUAAUGAAACCCCUAUGUCUUCAGAAUCUCCAAACUGAAAUUAUAUAUAUAUAUAUAUAUAUAUAUAUGUAAAGGCAGUAUGCCUGGAGUUGUGUGAGGGAUUUUUACCAGCCUAUAUCUAUAUGUUCUGCCAACAUUUGGAACCUCACCCUCCUCUUAUUCAUCGGUUUUGCACACAACAACUGACUUGCUCUUACUGGUAUAGCUCAAAUCUUAUUGUGUAUGUAUAUUGAAUAUAAACAUAUACAAUAAGGUUUGAGCUAUAUAUUUUAUUAAUGCACCAUUAUUCUCUUGCCAUUUAAGGAUUUAUAUUCAUUCCACUAACAUCAUCUGAUGUGAAGAGCUCAUGUGUCCAAAAUCUUGAAUCAUUAUUAAAAGUACUUGUGUAUCCAAGCAUCCUUUGCUUUGUUUUCAGAGAUAUGACAGAGGUGGUUCAUAUCAAGGACAGGAAAGAGGUGAUCCAUGAAAUGAAGUUCUCACCAGAUGGAUCAUAUCUUGCCGUGGGCUCCAAUGAUGGCAUGGUGGAUGUCUACUCAGUAGCUCAGAGAUACAAAAAAAUUGGGGAGUGCAAUAAGUCUUCCAGCUUUAUAACUCACCUCGACUGGUCUGUGGACAGUAAAUACUUACAAACCAAUGAUGGGGCUGGAGAAAGACUCUUCUACAAAAUGCCAUGUAUGUACUUACUAUGAGCUCUGAUCUUUUAAGUGAAUUUAUAAGAAGUGAUUUGAACGUUAUUUCCCUAUCUUGGGCUAUCAGGAUUGAAGAACUGUCACUCACCCUUUCUAAACUAGCACUAUGAUACUCUUAAACCUUUAACGCUUGAACUGCAGAGAGGAGAACAGAGCUGCGUUUUUUAGCAUCUGGCACUAAGGUGGAUAAGAACGUCAGUAAUUUCCCUGAUCUAUGAUACUUUAGCUCUCCGAGGCAGUUACAUGUAUUGCACAAUAUGUACAUUUUGCAUUAUGAUAUACAUACGUAUAUACAUCCUUCUUUAAGUCUGAAUCUAAUAAACUCCCAGAAAAUCUGAGCACUGUGCUCCCACCUAGUUUUUCUAGAUUUGGUACAGUUUAGCAGGACAUGUGAGUGUUGUCAAAGAUGCAACACAUAGGUUUCUGACCACACAGUAUGUUACAUCCAUGCUGAUAUAAAUAUUUUCUACAUUAUUGAACUGUCACUUCAACCUCCUCUUCAACUGCAGAUAGAGUUAAACCAAAGGUGGACCAGUUGCUGUAAAUUCAUGAAUGAAAGUUUGUUAUUCAAUGUGUAGAUUGGCACCUUAUUAUAUGUUAAAAACAAAAAACUAACAUGGAACUGGAGGAUUACUGAACAAACACAGGAGGGACUGUAUUAGAUUAUGAAGCAGGUUAUACUUGACUGCUGGUGGCCCUUGUGGCAUGCUUGACAUUCCUGCUUUAUAUGUAUAUCUUUUGGGGGGUUUGCAGUAAUUGAAGUUUGUAUGUUGAUUCUAAGUAUUUAUAAUACUAUGGUACAAGUCAUGUUAGCGGAAUGUGUAUGUGGAGCGGUAAGCAUGUUUUGUGACCACAAUAUAUAUUUUCCAGCUGGUAAACAUCUUACAAGCAAGGAUGAGAUCAAAGCGAUUCAUUGGUUUUCUUGGACUUGCGUGGUUGGACCAGAGGUGGAUGGAAUAUGGCCAAAAUACACCGAUAUUACGGAUAUCAACUCAGUGGAUGCCAAUUACAAUAGCUCUGCAUUGGUAACGGGAGAUGACUUUGGACUAGUUAAAUUAUUCAGGUUUCCAAGUUUGAAAAAAGGUAAGCUGCUUCUUUUCUCUGUUGUUGUCUACUUGAUUCAGGUCCACAAGAGCCUUCCAUUCCACUAGUUAUGGAUUAUUGCCAAAUGACAUUCCAAUAGGAAUACUGAUAGCACUGUCAGGUGUCCUGUGAUGAUUCUCCCCUCCUUUAAAUUGAUAAUGGUUAUUUAGACUGUUAGUAAUAUAGGCUGAAAAAAGUUCAGCCUCACGUCUGAUUCUGCAGUCAAUUCAAAAGUAGGAAAAAAUUGUAUUUUGAAGCGAUUUUCAAUAUUGCCACAAAAUGAGAAAAAGAUUCCUUCUUGACAUCAAAAUGGCAGUCAGAUUUCUCCUAGUGCCAACAAGCUGUUACCCAUAUAUUAACUAUUGUAUCCUUGAUUGUGUUGUUUAUUAAUUAAUUUUUUUGUUUGCUUAUAUUUUUUUUUAAAAUGCAUCCAGGCAUUGUUUAAAAAAAUCUGUACAGAAACUAAUAAAAAAAAACUAAUCCUUAACCAUUGAACUGGUUACUGGAGAGCUGUUUUUACUGGCUCUGUAUAUAUUUAUGUAAUAUUGUCACAUUCCCUAUGAGAUUAUUUUCUAAAGUAAACAAGUUUUCUUCAUAUCUAAAAUCUUUCAUUCCCCUUUUUAAUUUUGUAACACGUCUCUGCACUUUCUAGUUCCAUAAUAUCCUUUUUUUAAAGUGACGGUGUGUGAAUAUGUAAACUAGCCAAUGGACAAGUGUAUGAGUUCUAGAUCGUAAGCUCUCAUCAACCUAUUGUUUCUGUAACAUUUUGUAAUUGUCUCAUUUAUUGUUACAUUUCCCAGUUUGUAAUAUUGUAAAGUGUUACAGAAUAAGUUGGUGAUAUAUAAAUAAUUUUAAUAACAAUAACAGUUCCCUGCAUGUUUAAUGGACCCGUCUUCAAUUCUUUAAUUUUAUUGAGAUUUCUGAAAUACAUGCUAAAGAGUAAGUUUUACUGACUCCGUGUUUACCUUUGUAAUUAAGUAAACUUUGUUUUUAAGAACAGUUUUAGCUGUAGGAUAUCAGAAGUGGAUAGGACUGAUUCUUUUAUUAUUGAUCACGAUGCUCAAUAAUGCACCUGAUGUGAUAAUCGCGCCGUUCUGAAUUAUUAUUAUUAACAUUUCUAUGGCGUCAACGUAAUUAACAUAUGGAAUGUAACAUAGGCAAGAGGUGAAGAAGGACCUGCUGAAACGAGCUUACAGUGUAUGAGAUAAAUUAUGACUUUGUUUACUGUAUAAUAAAUAUUCAUCUGCCAUUAAUUUCUUUUCCCAUCAUCCUCAUUCAACUGGAGGAUUACUGAAAAAAACACAGGAGGGACUGUAUUAGAUUAUGAAGCAGGUUAUACUUGACUGCUGGUAGCCAACAGGCAGUCCUAUAGCUUUAGAUAAUAGAAAAAGAAACAAAUAUAUACACAAGAAAUACAAAUGCACCUAACCAACUCGGUGGUAAGAAUAUGCAAAGGUACUUAACUGAGUAUAAGGUCGAUACAGCUUCCCAAGAGGUUUCCCCCAAACGAACCUCAAAUACAGAUAUAUGAAUAGCCAAAAUUGGGAUACAGCUGAAUAACUAAAAAACACAAGAAAACAUAGCACAUAGUGAAGUACAAUCACAAUAAUAAAAUAUAACCCACAAUGAUUGCACUCACAAAAUAGUGAUGAAUAGUGCGCCUUUAAGCCCACAUAGGGCUGCAGUAGCGUUCACCCUCCACGAAUAGGUUGCUCUGUCUUCCAAGAAAUGGGAGUAUGCCAGUAAAAUGUAAAAAAAUCCUUUUAUUAUUAAAGGCACUAAUAAGCCUAUAUCAAAGAUCAAUAAAUGAAAUAUAGGAAAAAUACUGCAAUCUAACGCGUUUCGUCCAUACAAAUUGGACUUCCUCAGAGACAAUUUUGCAGUAUACACAGUAUAUAAAAUACAAAGCAUGCAUAAUUUCCACCCCCAACAGAGUCCCUUAAAUACAACCAGUCCAUAUGUUGAUUGGAGGACUUCUUCAUAGAAACACCUCUUCAAUAAGGGAAAUUUCUUCCAGGUGAUCUUCACCUUAAAAAUCGCGGCUAAAAACAGCUGGUUAUCCGUCCGUCUCUGUGUUAAUAUUAUGCGUUCCAAAUGUCAACUUCCGGUUGCGUUCCACAUACGUAUUUCCGGUAGCGGAUAUCAACGGACGUCAUGGACGCUGACGUUGCGUUCCAAAACAGGAUGUAUGCGUUCCAAAUAACAAGCCACUCGAGUGGCUAAAAAGGCUAAAAAAAACAGUCUUAAAAUAAUAGCAACAAUAAUAUAACCAUUCUCAUGUUACAGAUUAGAACACAUACACUACAGAAACAGAUCAUCAUCAAAUGGAAAAUGGGAUUUACAUCCUCUGCCACUAAAAGAGAAUAUUGAAUUAAAAUAUAAAAAUGAAUAUGAAAAAAUAUUAUUAAUGAAUAUACAUAUAUAUAUAUAAAAAAUAUAUAUACAUAAAUAUUAAAUAAAAAUAAUAUUAAAAAAUGAAAUAAAUGAAUAAACAAAACAAAAAAAGAAAACAAAUAUGAAAUAUGAAAGUAAAUAUAAAUAAAAUUAAAUGAAAAAAAUACAAUAAAAUAAAAUAAAAAAAUAAAAAUAAAAAUAAAAAAUAAGAAUAAAAAUAAAUAAAUAUAAAAUAAAAAUAAAUCAAAAUAAAAAUGAGUAUAAAUAUAAAUGAAAAUAAGAAUAAAAAUUGUAAAAAUAAAAAUAAAUUUAAAUAAAAAUAAAUGGAAUUAAAAUAACAAAUAAAAAUUAAAAUUAAAAAUAAAAAUAAAAAUAAAAUAACAAUUUAAAUGUGUAUAAAAAAGGCAGAAGAUGGAAAUCCCCCAUCAAAUAAGCAAUAAUGUUAUACCAUAAAACUAGCCAGAUCCACAUCUAUAUUUAAACCUUUGGGUGGCAAGGUAUCCAAAUGGUAAAUCCAAUAGGUCUCCCGUUGUGCUAGUUUCAAUUCCCUGUUGCCUCCUCUCCAAUGAGGGGACACAUGUUCUAUACCACAACCCUUGAAAUCCCUCCAAUUAAAGGCCUGGCAUGUGUUACAGUGAACUGGCACUGAAUGGGUUGUUAUACCUUUCCUUAUGUUGUUAAUAUGUUCCAUAAGGCGUACUUUCAGGGGUCUCUUCGUCUUUCCCACGUAUUGUUUGCCGCACGGACACUGCAAUAAAUAAAUAAAUCACAAAGUCCGUGUGGCAACCAAUGCUGGAUUUUACUGGGAAAGAAACCCCAGUGGUAUGACUUGUAAACUGUAGAGUUAAACCCAAGUUCAUCCUUGAGCAAGCCCGGCACAUUUGGCAUCCUUUAGAUCCCUUCAUAUGAGUGAUAACUUUCUUUUUAGGGAUAUCUUUUCUAGGAUAACUUGGAGCAAUUAAAUCUUUCAGAUUUUGACCUUUCCUAUAAAUAAUAGAUGGACGAUCAGGGAGAAUAUUUCCAAGAACUGGAUCCUGGAGUAAUAUGGGCCAGUGUUUUUUAAGGCACUUAUUAAUUUUCCAAUGGUCAAUAUUAUAUUUCGUUAUAAAUGAAUAUCUAAAAUGUUCAUUUGAAUCAUUCUUUGGAUGGUCCUAUAGCUUUAGUAGAUGUAAUAUUCCCAUGAUGCUCUGAACUGCAAUGGGUAUGAUGCCUUGUUAUGGAAUAGGGUGGCAUUGCAUGAUGGGAAUUAAAAUACUACAAAUAAUGGACGUUGAUCAUAUCAGGUAAAUGUGGGCUGUAUAUCUCCUUCCUGAGCGUUAUGUAACUGAUUUUACACAGCUGUUUUUAUAUUGUUUAAGCCUGGUCAGACUGAGUGUUUGUGCAUCAGCUUUGAAGGAAAGAGCUUUAAUAAGCGAAGUGAAAAAUUCUAAUCUAGAUAUGCAAGGUUCCUAGAUCUCAUUUAUAGUGGGAACUUCUUUAAAUAUUUAUAUUAUAAAUAAAACAGAAAUGCUGAGAGUAUUUCUAGAAUAAACCAGCUUUUUAUACUUCUAUGAUAUGAUAUAAAUAAAACAGAAAUACAAGAGUGUUUCCAGGCUAUAUUAACGUUUCAUUUAUAUGAUUUUUUAAAAAGCAGAUCUCACGCAGUACAUGUAGCUGAUUUCACUAAGAAUAGUACGUCGAGGGAUGCUGUAUCCCCAUAUUCACUAGUGCGCUGGACUGAUUUAGCACAUGGUUACACAUAUCAAUUGUACAAACUGUGCUGGGACUGAUCUAUGUACAGUUAAAUAAUAUUUUAUAUUAAAUGUGUAAGACAGAAACAACGUAACAGGUUAACUUCACACUAACACUUCAAAUACAGAAUAGGUGUUGUAGAAUAAGGGUUUGUAGGGGACUACUAGCAUAGACGAGGGCUGGACCUCUGCAUUAGCUAGAUAGUACUGUAUGAGAAUUGAUAUCAUGAUUGGAUACAUUUUCAUUGAUAUGUUUAAAAAUGGAACAGUCUUUUCCAAAAAUUGGAACUCCCAUAACUUCCAGUUUUCUCAGAUUCUACAGGUCAGUUCCUAUAUGAUACCCAUGCCCUAUGGGACUUACCUUUUGUUGGUUUCAAGUGAGAUCAGUUGCUGCACUCUACAUGUGCAUAAAUACUCCUGUAGCACUUUGCUUAUGGGCAGUUCUGAUAAUGUUGGCAUUGUUUGUACCUGCUUUAAAAAAAUUACCCUACUGUAUCAACUUGAACACUUGUAUAUGUUGGUUGGUAGGUCCCCUGUUUCUACCAUUCAGUAGUUCUGCAUAUAAAGAAAUAGAAAUGCUGUCGUAACCCUAGCUGUCUUGUAUACCAGAUGUAGUCUUCCAAUCCUUUAAAUCCAAGCAGCAGCAUCAUUCAGGCCAAUGCCUGUAGAAGUGGGUCUACUUAGACUUUAUGGUCCAUGCUGUACCUCAUUCACUGCACCUGCGACAUUCUGUCCCGGCCCUCUAUUAUUCUCAUUUUCGUUAAUACCCUUAAGGAAGUACAUUUUAGUUAGGCAACUACACCUAGAUCCUUCAGCACACAAUUCAUGAUGCAAGAUAUCAUCAGGUCAUGAUAAUUUAUGUUAUCUAUCAGAUAUAAACUGUAAGCCUCAACGAGACAUUUAACAUUAACCUAUUUAAAAAAUAUGUAUAUUUUGCUUCUUCAGUGUUUAAAAGGUAACCUGUUUUUUUACCCCACAGGAGCAAAAUUUCGUAAAUAUGUUGGUCAUUCAGCACAUGUAACCAAUGUUCGCUGGUCACAUGACUUCCAAUGGAUUUUGAGCACUGGUGGAGCUGAUCACUCGGUUUUCCAGUGGAGGUUUAUUCCUGAAGGAAUCACAAAUGGCCUCAUAGAAACUGCACCACAAGGUACGAUCUAUGUUAUUUCCAGUCAGUUUAUACAGUUGUUUUUUCCAGUGCUGUGGUAGAAUGUCAAAACAUUAGAAAGUGAUUUUUAUAUCUUUAAAAUAACAUGACCAAACUGGACCUUGGAAGGAGUAUAGAUUAAAUGACAUCUAAAAAAACAGGUUUUCAGGAUUUUCUUACUGUUAAUGGGACAUAUUAUACUUCUUGUCAGCAAUCAGUUUAGUGUACUACGGAAUUAUGUUUGAAAUUGGUUUUUUAAAAAUAUUUUCCCUUUGUGUCUCUCCCACCAGCACAUGUUUAUCUAUUUUGCCCCUUCUUAAGCCCCUGUCUGUGACUUUUGCCCAUUCCCCAGCCCCGCUAUGUCUUUGUCCCCUCCAGCCCUUCUGUGUAUCUCGUUUUCCUCCAGUCCCUUUUGUGUGUCACAUUUUCCCCUUCCCAGCCCCCCUGUGUAUCUUUCCCCCAACACUUUGUCUCUUUCUCCCUCCAGCCCCUCUGUGUCGGCAUCUCCCGUUAACCCCUAUAGGUGUCUCCCCUCAGCCCCUGCCUGCCCUGCCCCUUUCCCUAGUCUCUGUCUGUCUCUUUUGCCCAUUUCUCAACCCCUCUGUGUGUUUGUCCCCAGCCCCUCUGUAUGUCUCUUUCUUACCCAGCCCCUUUAGUGUGUCUCUUUGUGCCAACUCACCUCCUUCAUAUAGUGUGGCUGAGCUGCUGACCGUAGUAGAGGAGCUCCUGUAACCUCUGCCUGGUGUGAAGCAAUUCGGUGCUCUCUGUGAGCACUUCCUGUCAGACUGGGUAGAGGAAGCUACAGCUCGGCCAUGCGACAUGGAGUGACAGGCAGGAGGGGAACGCACACCACAGCUGGUCGAGCCCUAAGGUGGCCGACUUAUGGUACUGCUGGCCCUGUCCUGGUAGGCCUUUUUUGUCCCCUUUUGUGGAAUGAUACACCUCUAGUUUGAUGGUGUAAUGCUUAUCACAGUGCAACACAGUAACAACAUUUCAACUGCAAAAUCAUUUGUUUCUUGCUGAAUUAUUACAGUGUUAUUUAUUAAAUUGUGCAUGCUGGGAAUUUACCAAUGAAUUUCACAUUAUAUGCAAAAAGAGUGAAAUAGAAAACUGUUUCUAGUUCAGACAUUUGCCCUAAUAUGUGAUAUUCACUUGUCAAUUUCUGACAGAUUCCUUGCUUGUUACUUGAAUAGAUAUUAGCUAGUCAGGACAACACCAAAAUGUUCCAGAAUAGUUCCACCAAUUGAGUUACGUCGUCAGUCACACUUAUUAACAAUAGGAUCUGUUUCAGAUUGUUUGACAGUAAAUCUUCCUUCCUUACAGAAGCCAUUGUAGAUUCCUGCAGUGAAGAAUCCGAUUCUGAUCUGUCUGACGUGCCCGAACUAGACUCUGACAUUGAGCAGGAGACUCAAAUUAAUUACGACCGCCAGGUCAGUUUUAAAGACUGUCAAACUGAGUUCAACACAAGACUGCCAGUCAGUUACAAUGCAUCAUUUUUAUAUCUUGAGAUCGGAGGCCAAUACCAUGAAUUGUCUGUCAUUAUUACUACUGUGGGACACAUUUACCAAUAUUUUGUUAAAACAAGUUACACAUAG